Molecule: messenger RNA, 47653 nt
Organism: Anopheles marshallii
Lineage: Eukaryota; Metazoa; Arthropoda; Insecta; Diptera; Culicidae
Product: muscle-specific protein 300 kDa-like
Exons: 25
Coding region: 1-47637 (15878 amino acids)
Biological process (GO): nuclear migration
Cellular component (GO): meiotic nuclear membrane microtubule tethering complex; cytoplasm; nuclear outer membrane
Molecular function (GO): actin filament binding
Source: RefSeq, a predicted model, not a curated record
AUGUCCGGUCCACCGAAUAUUAAUAAUAACCAGCUACCACCAUCCAGUAGCGGUGGUGUUAGUGGUGGUGGUACCGGUGGACCGGGUAGUGGCAGAGGGUGGUUACGGACCCCACCAGCGACGUAUUUCCGGUCACCCUCACCGUGGGUGCCACCUGGGUCGGCUCCUCCAAGGCAAAACUCUCCACUCACGGUGCCACGUCCAGCUGACGCACCCGUCACUGCCCGUGGACCGAGCGAGUUUGUUUACCAACAUCCGAGCUCCGGCGCCUUCGGAGGAGCGUCCUACCCUGCACAGCAGUACGCGGGCGAUCGAACCAUGCCUGCAACAUCCACCAUCCGUGCAACGACAGCAACGACGGCAACUGCGACUUCCGCGCAGGAGUUCCAGUUCCAGCGUCCGAUCCCGUCGGCCAUGACACCGACUCACUUUGUGGGCACGUCGACUCACUAUCGGCCAGUUUCACCUGCAGCCGUAGCGCCGCAACCGUACCCACAGUUCAGUUCGACCAUGUCCCCGAUUUCGUCCCUUCCACGAUCAAUGACGCCGCAUAGCGUCGCCAGCAGCUACGGGCCGGUAGAUUACCAACAGCAGCACCAGGUGCGUCCGGGUUCUACCCAAAGUUCGGUUUACGGCGGUGUGACUUAUCAUUACGGUCCAGCUGCGGGACCCGGUCACCCUCAAGCACCGUUAACCGGACAGUCCCAGUACGUGAUCUAUGAUUAUGGGGGCGAAAUAGGACCUUCGACCGCGGAAAUUAUUGCCGCACAAUCGCAGGACUACGUCGACGAGAAGCUGGCCGAAUAUCAAGCUACCAUCAUGCUUCUACAAGAUGAACAAGAACGUGUACAGAAGAAAACUUUCGUAAACUGGAUUAAUUCAUUUUUAAACAAGCGCGUACCACCAUUGAAGGUCGAAGACUUGAUCCAUGACCUUAAAGAUGGCACGAAACUGUUGGCCUUAUUGGAGGUACUCUCCGGCGAGAAGUUACCGAUGGAAAAGGGAAAAGUGUUGCGUCGGCCACACUUUCUGAGCAACGUAAACACCGCACUACAGUUCCUUACCAGCAAACGCAUCAAGCUAGUCAACAUCAACCCGUCGGAUAUUGUCGACGGACGUCCGGCUGUGGUUCUAGGUUUAAUCUGGACAAUUAUUCUGUACUUCCAAAUCGAAGAGAACAGCCGCAUUCUACACUAUCUGAACGAAAAUCUUAGCGGUUCGCUAAGCUCGCUCGGUAGCAGCAGUUCCGCAUCGAACAUACCCGGCUUGAGCAGCAGUAAACCGAUAACGUAUACUGGUACGGCCUCAGUUGCCACAAGCAGCAAGGAAAUGAUGAAACAGGGCCCCAAGAAGACACUGCUUACGUGGGUGAAUAGUGCCUUGCCAAAAUCCACGGGAUUUGAAGUCCGUGACUUUGGAGCAAGUUGGCGCGAUGGCAUUGCGUUCCUGUCGCUGAUUGAUGCGAUAAAAACGAACGUAAUCAACAUUGCAGAGAUGAAGAAGUACAACAACCGUUACCGUCUGGAUACAGCGUUCAAUGUGGCCGAAUCGGAGCUGGGUAUCGCUAGACUUUUGGACGCAGAAGAUGUGGACGUCAAUAGUCCAGACGAGAAGAGUAUAAUGACAUACGUCGCACAAUUUCUGCACAAAUACCCCGAUGUGAAGAACAUUAAUUCAAAGAGUGACAGCGAACGCGAACUGCUGGAACUUUUGGAUUGGCUCCGCCGGACGGUACGCUACUACGAUGGAAUGCAUGGCAAAUAUCCCAACAACUACUCAAUGUACGAGAGCGUCAACGGUGAAAAGUUGGAAAAGCAAAACAUAUACAAAAAGGUGAAGAGCAUUAAUGCUGCCAAGAUGACACCGGAAGUACAAGAGCUGAACAGUCUCUGGACCCAACUGGAGCGCCACAUGCAGCAAUGGUUGUGGUACCUGGACAGCAGCCUUCCAGAGCAGUUUGGGGCGAUUGGACGUUGGUUAAGCAAUGGUGAAAAGCUGUUGAAUGACGACGAUAUACCGAGCAACAUGAAUGAGGAGACCGCUUCACUGAUUAGUAAGAAGCUCGAGGCGCACAAGCAAUUCUUUGCUUCGUACUACGAGGUACGCGAGACGUUCAACACCGUGAAGCUGACACCUUUGGCGAAAAAGGUACCACUUGGACAGUUGCAAAACAUGGAAAAGAGACUGCUGGACAUAGAACCAUGCGCUAGACAACGGCGCAUUAAGUUGAAGUAUCUGGAACACAAGUGCUGUCUGAUUGCGUUCCUGAACCUGCUCGAGAACAAGAUUAACGGCGUGAAGUACAAUAAUGAAGAUACGGUGAAGCAGUCGCUGGAUCAUCUGAAAAACUUUGUCACCCGCAACCAAAUCAUGCAAGAGUUCGAGAAAGCGCUGAUUGAUAUGCGUCAGGUGAUUGAGGAGUACAAGAUCGAUGGUAAUAUCACGAAGAAGGAGAUGUACAAUAUCGAUGUGUUUUUGCACGAGAUCGAGGAUCGUUGGAAGAACGUAUCGUCGCGAUUGAUUUGUACCGAAACGAUGCUCGAAGAUGUACUGUCCCACUGGCAGCGUUGGCGCUCGUUGGUGCAUGAGAUCGAGACAUGGUUAAUGCAGGCGCACGACGCACUGCAAGGCACAGAAGACGAACGUAUCGAGUUCUUCCAGAACAUCAACGUGUACAAGGAUAAGUUUGACGUACUGACGGACACGUUCAACAUUUUGAAAUCGACGUGUGAUCAAGAAACCAGCAUCGGGCUGGAAAGGAAGUAUAAUCAGCUGGCGGCACACUGGGAGCAAGUGUUCCAGCACACCAAGCAGUACUUACACGUGGGUGAUAUUCUGCAGCAUCGUCAGAAGUUCAAGGCAGACGCAGCGCAGCUAAACGAGUGGAUUCAACGCACCGAUGCGGCUCUUGGUCGUAAUAAUCUCCGGGAUUCGGUCGAGAUCCGGCGGUGUGAAACGGAAAUAAAGCAAAUUGCCUGUGAGAUCGAAGCAAUGGAAGAGUUGUUCAAGUCGAUCAGCCGUAGCUUCCAGGCACUCAUCAAAGAAUACUCGCGGGACGAAGUGGACCGUAUGAUGGCUAUGAUGAAGAAGCAGAAGGAAGCAUUGGUGCGUGUGCGUGCACAGAUACCGAUCAAGUUGCAUCUGUUCCAUCAGCUACUCACCCAGCAGGAAGCGCUCGAGAGUGGUCAGCGGGAAAUUUCCCAGUGGCUGGAUGAGGCUGAGAAUCUGCUGAUAUCGUACUCAUUCAAUAACGAUCCCCAGCAGACGAAAAAUAAUCUGGCAAAACAUAAAGCGUUCUUCAAUCGUACACUCUACUACAAAUCGAUGUUGGAAAGCAAGAACAACGUGUUCCAAAAUUUGCUCAAACUCACCGAUACGGACAGUAGUGUCGAUAUGAGCGAUGCGGCUACCAAAAUGAAGCAACUGAACGAUCGUUUUAGCUAUGUAAUUAACAAUGCGAACGAUUGGGAGUACAAGCUGCAGGAAAAUUUGCGCGUUUGGGAAAACUUCAAUGAAAGCAAACAGAAGGUGGAAACGUUCCUGCGUCAAGCAGAAGCAUUCCAAAAAUCUGCAAUACCGGUGGAAAAGGAAACCGAUGCUGAAACGCAAUUGGUGUUCUUCAACUCUGCCGACCAGACAAGCAUCAACAAGCUGGAGCGCAAUACGGAGGAUUUGCUAAAGUAUUUGCCUCCUGCGGAGCAGCAAGUACUGAUCGCUAAGGUGGAAGACAUUCAGCGCCAGUGGAGUGAGGUAAUCCAACAAAUUCCACUUCACCUGCUGAAGGUUGAGUUCCGUUUGAAUGAGCUCACGUUCAACGGGUGUGCCAAUGACAUCGAGAAAGAGCUGAACGCGGAAGAGCAAGCUUUCAAUUGCAACGAAAACUUUGAAGCCAUAUUGCAGCGUAACUUGGACUAUUUCAAGAAUACCGAUCUUCAGCGUGUGGAACAGGUGUUGGGAAAUAUGGAGAAGAUCAACUACAUCUAUCUCGAGAAGUCAGCGAGCGAUCAGACGUUAGCACCAUUAUAUCAGCGUGCGAAUGAUAGUUGGAUCGCCAUCUGCAAGCGUAUUGAAAGUGUUCGUAACAUUUUGCACAAAAUCCCGGCGCAGUGGGAUGCUUACCAUGCGAAGUUUAAUGAAAUGAACGCGUGGAUGGACCGGGUGGACGAAUCAUUGCGACAGAUCAUGGUGGAGAAGCAGACGAUGGAAGAGUUCGAGCAGGAAAAGGCUACUUUCCAGAACAUCUGUUUCGAAGCCGAUGCUAAGCGUGAAGAUAUGAAGUGGUUGGUGAAGACACUGGACUUCUUGCUGAGCCACACCAACGAAGAGCAAGCAACGAUCGAACAGGAGAAAAUCGAAAAAUUGAUCGCCCGUUACAAAACACUCAUACCAACGAUUGAAACAACGAUGACCAAGACGGAGGUGUUCGCUAAGUGUUACACCUAUCGCCGGGAAGCACAGGAAAUAUGCGACCUGUUGGAUCGUAUCAAAUCGCAGGCCCGAAGUGUGCCACCACCGGAGAGCUACAAGCGUGUGAACGAAAUGAUCGAAGAACAGCAGUACUCGAUCAAGGAGCUGGACAAUCAGCGUGCCCACAUAAUGAAGAUGCUGCAGCGAGGUAAAGAUUUGAGCAAGAACCCAAGUGCACCGCAGUUCAUUGCCGGUGAGAUUCGCAAGCUGGAAUCCGGUUGGAACGAUACGUACAAUGAGGCGGCUGAAAAGGUUCGAGCGUUGAAAGCUAUCCAGAAAGUUUGGAGCGAUUACAACGAACAGAAGGGGCAGAUUGUUGGUUUGCUAAACACGGCAGAGAUGGAGCUACGUUCGGUGACGCCUUUGCAAACCGAUCCGAAGAGUGUAACGCAAGACUUGGACAUGAAGCGACAACUGGCAAUGAACCUGAAGCAAGCGUCUUCCAAAUCCUUGCUACAGCUGAAUGAUCUUUGCCGUGAUCUGGGAAUGUCACUGCCACCGACUACCCGGCAGGUGAUUGAAAAGGAAGUGAGUGAUCUCGGUAAGCGCGUGGACAAUACGGUCGAUUAUGUCGAAAAGCGUGUCGUUUACCUCGAAGAUUACAGCGACAAGUGGAACGAAUACAAACAGCGACUUGAUAGCUUGAAAAGCUGGGCCAACAACGUGUAUCCGAAGAUGGUUGCCGCUAUUAAACAACCGCAGAUCAGUGCAGAAGAUCGUGUGCUCAAGACGAAACAGCUCGAAGGUGUGCUUGGCGAAAAGAUUCGUCAGCUGGACGUGCUGAACGCGAGUGCUGCUGAUCUUGCAUCGAAGGAAGGCAACCUGAGUGAAAUGAAGCGUUUGAAGGCGGAGGUUGUUCACCUGCAGGGAACGUUUACGGAGCUUCACCGCAUGGUUGACAGCGAGAAGGCACUCGUAGGCGAGGACUUCGAAACGUGGAAGUGUUACAACCGCGACAUGGACAGUCUGAAAGAGUGGGUUGAGCGAGCCAAACUGGCACCAGAGUUGGAGCAAAUCAGACCUUCGACCUUGCCGGAAGCACGCGCGUAUCAGGGACGGCUGGAAACGUUCAACGAGCAGUGCGAGGGCAAGAUGGACGAGUUGCAGAAUGCAAUAAAAAACUCACAAAACAUACGGUACGGUGUGAAACCAUCAGAAGAGACGGAUAGGUACUACAUGAUUGUGUCGAGCAUCUACGAAAACGUGCAGCAUCUGUUGAAUAAAACGGGAAAACUGGUAACGAACUGGGCCAUUCUGGACGGUGAUCUGGAGAAGCUGAACAAUUUCAUCCAACGGGCUGAAGCGCGGAUGGGAGAGUUUGGCACAGUGCAGGGACCAGCAGCUGCACUUCCGAUCGACCUGCUGGAAACGAAGAUUAAGUCACUGAAACUGUUUAGCAAUGAAAUCUCCGAGCAGCAGGCCAAGCUGAUCGCGUUGGUUCAUAUGUUCGAUCAGAUUAAUCAUAGUCUCUCGGAGGAUGGUGUGAACGGUGUGCGGGACAAGCUGAAGUCUGCAAAAGACCGACUGUCCAAGCUCAGUGAUGACGCACGAGCCCGUAUUAAUGCUAACUACGAAAGUAUUGUCGAGCAACAGAAUUUCAACGCACAGAUGACUGACUUCAGCAACUGGAUGGAUCAGAUACGAACCAGUAUUAGUGAGCUGGAGAAUACAGCCGUAGACGAAAUCGAGCUGGCCGUGCAGAAUGUACAGUACCUGGUGCAGCAGCAUGCCGAUAAGCGCGACACGUUCAAUCAAAUCUACGCGCAGGUUAAGCAACAGAGCCUGUCGAACAAUCCGAUGGAGAACAAGCUGCUGAAUGAGACGUACAGUUCGUUGGCGAGUAAUUAUCAAAACCUGGAGUCGAGUCUUCUGCAGAUGAAAGACUUCCUUCAGAAAUGGGUCGAGUUUUUGCAGUGGCACAACACUACCAAAGACCAGUUGGCGUAUUUGCGCGAGAGCAUGAUAAAGUACGAUGUAUCCAGCGAAGAUCAGCUGAACGAUGCUAAUCGGCGUAUUAGCGACGUGGGUGCGGGAAUAGACAACUGGCGUCGCUUAUCGAUUGCUAUGGAGCAGGAACCGUGCAUAUCGUUCCACGAUAAAUCUCACAAGCCCGUUAGUGCGAUUAAUAUGAUUGCGGACCUGGAUCAUAAGCUGGUGAGCAUAAGGUCGCAGGUCGAUGGUAAGCUGAAGGAGGUGGAAAACACCAAAGAUCGUGUUAACAAGUUCCACAAGACGCAGAAGGAUCUGACGGAUUCGCUUAAGAGCAUCGAGGAAAAGUUGAAAGGUAUCAUUAAAGCCGCACGAUUGUCAACCUUGGACGAUGGAAUGGAAGAUCUUUCGACUUUGAAUGAAAAGAUCAGCGAGCUGUGUAGCGCAAAGGCCCAGGUUCAGUACGAGGGCAACCUGCUGCUGAAGCAGGACGUCGUUGACACUGGCAUGGAGAUUCAGGAGGAGCUUGGUAAGCUCGAUAAAAAGGUGUCAGAUUUGCAGCAAGAGUCUGAUGAAACUUUGCGCGUUUUUUCGGGAACGAGCGAUUUGUAUGCCGACUUCAACAAGUACAAUAUGAGUUUUGCCAACGAACUGAAGCAAAUCGAGGCGCUCAACAACGGGACGGUGCUGAACUUUGAUAACAAACCCGCGUUGCAGCAGGCACUCGAUCAGCUGAAGAAAGCGUCCGAGACGAUGAUGAAGAAGGUGAAGCGAAGUCUGGACGUAGUGGCGGCAAAGGGCAACGAGCUUGCGAAAACGUUCCGCGGUUACAAUCCGCAGGAUUGUGACAACAUACUCGAUAUUAUCCGACACAAUAAUGACCUUUUCAAGGCGAAUCUGGAACGUUUAAUUGACAAUUCGAGUGUACUUGAUCAGAAGGUUGCAUUGUACAAGCAGGCGGACGAGUUGUACCAGGAUCUAGACGAAUGGUUGCAGUCGAAACGCGACCAACUGUCGCGCGUGCUUGAGAACCCGGGUGAGAUCGAGAGCAAAAUUGUGUCAUACCGUGCGGAACUGCCGGCACAGCAAGCGUUCAAAGAAAAUUUGGAUGGAUUGCUGCAGGAGUAUAAGAAAAUGAAUGGAGGUAGCUUGCCGAAGGAUCUGCAUGCAAUGUCAGUACAACUGGACGAUGCCUUCAUUGCAAUCGAGGAUACGGUGAAUCGGUUGAAUAAUCGUAUGUCUGAGUACACUGCCGACGAGCGACAGUUGAAGCUCUCCAUCAAAGGUAUUAUUGAGCGUAUUUAUAGCAUACGCGAGGAGAUCGUAGGCUGCGACGAUAUGACGCUAGACAGUGGCAAACAGCUGCUACAUCUUGCCGGAUGUCGUGAGCUGCGCCGCAAGUUAAACCUUGUUGGAGAGGAAAUCACGGAGUUGAAGAAUGAAUUCGCAUCGAUGGAAGCAAAGUACGACCAAGGUAUCAAAGAAGCGUCUACCGUAUCUAAAGAGAUCCAAAACCUCGAUCAACGCUUCGGGUUGGUGAUGAACAGCUUGAACGAAGUAGAGACCAAACUGACAAAAAGUGUGGAGAAAUCGUUUAAGGAUAAGCUGGGUGCAUUGACUCGAAUGAUCGGGGCGCAGAGUGAAAAGUUGAACUGGUGUGCUCCGGAGCCUACGAGCGACAAGUACCAGCUGGAGGUGAAGCGAACAACGCUUAACGAUGUGCGCACAAGCAUUGAGGAUUGCGAGCGUAUCCUUGGAGAGGUGGAAAGAUCGCUCACUGGAGCAGUGACUGAAUUGUUCUCUCCGUCAAAGGUUAGCAAUAUGACCGAUGAGACGAAGGAAGUGGGCAAACAGCUCGUGGUAUUGAAGCGUGCCUUCGAAGAAACCGAAAAGCAAUUGACCGAUAACAUUGCGCUGUGGCUGAGCUAUGAGUCCAUCUCCGAAGAAGUUAUCCAUUUCCUAAAGGAUCUGGAAGCGAAAAAUCGCAUGGAGACGGUGCUUUUGAUCGAUUUGGCCAACCUAGGUGAAAAAUCGAAGGAAGUGAGUCAAGCCCGUGCGACCCUAGAAGAGUUCAAAGUGAAAAUGGACCAACUGCAAUCCAUUGGAAACCAACUGAACGAAGUCAAUCAGGAAUCACGAGCACUAGUGUUGGUGCAUCAUCUGCAAAAUAAAUACCAAACAUUCAGCAAGUACUUUAUCCAGCUGCUCGAUCGUUUGGAAGAUGUACGUUUGAAGGAUGCUCAGUUCCGUGAGGCGGUGGAUAAGAUACGUCACUGGCUGCGGGAAAUGCAAACCAAAAAGCACGCUCAAAAUCUCGGUGCGGAUGCACAAGUACAAGCCCUUUCCGACCGAGAAUACGAAGCAGCUAAGGCUUUGAGAGCGGAAAUUCUUUCGAAGGAUAGUGCUCUUAAUGAAACGUGCUCUUUAGGUGAAAACCUGUACGCCGAGGUGAGUGUUGAUUGUCGCGAAGGAAUACGUGAUGAGAUGAAGCGUUUACGAAGCGAUUACAACGCACUGCUGGAGGAGGUUAAUGGCGGUAUAAAACGUAUCGAGUCCGAUUUGAUCAAGAAAAAAUCGAUCGAUGAAAGUCAUAAUCAGCUCAACAACUGGUUGACGGAGCUCCGUGGUAAGAUAACUUCUGGGUUGGCUGAUCGCUAUGGAACGCUGCCAGAGAAGAAGAGUGCUCUGUACAGUGGCAAGAAUAUGCAGAAGGACAUCACUGUACACGAGACAAAUUUGGACCAGAUUCAAAAGAAGGUGAUGGCUUUACCGGAUAAAAGUUCCUUGGGACAGAUCGAAGAAACACGCCAGAACUAUGGUGCCCUUCGCGAGGAGCUCGAUCGUAAGAUUGCGCUUCUAGAGCAGGCAAUCAAGUCACAUGAGCAAUACAAUGCGAUGCUGGAAAAGUCACGUGACUGGUUGUUGAAGCUGCAAUCACAAACAGAAGAUAUGUUCAAUGAUGGCGAUCUGACGAAGGCGAAACUAGAGGAGUAUCUGAUUCUGGUCGACACGGUACUCACGGAGGAGGAAGCUGCCCUUGAUGAUGUGAAUGAAUGCUACAAGCAGUUCGCCGUGGUGAUGGCACAAACACACGAGAACGGACAUUCGGAGUUGUUGCGUGCGUUUGAAGAGAACAAGCGCCAGUGGACCACCUUUUUCGACAAGUGUCGUGCGUUCAAGGCUCGAUCGAUGGAGUCGCUGAAACAGCUGGACGCGUUCAAUGCACGGUUGGAAGGAGCCUUGGGAUGGUUGGCAGGCAAGAAGGGUGAAAUCAAAGACACCACCGCACAGGGCCCGCUGGACACUAAGCAGCAGUGUUUGGAGUCGUUGAAGAAGUUGCGUGACGAUAUCCAAAGCUAUGGUGUUACUGUGAGUGGUAUUCUAGAGGAAAGCCAUCAGGUGAAAUCGAAGUUCGAUGUGAGUGGGAAGGUGGCACAGCUGCAAAAUGAAUACCGUGUUGUGGCAGGACUGUGUGCGGAUGCUAUUGCAAAGGCGGAAUCUACUUUGCACGAUCAAAGCGACUUCAAUCAGGCGUAUGAUGAGUUCGAACGGCUAUUGCGCAAAAACCUGGAGGGGUUGGAAGAGUUCCGCGUGCUGGUUGGCGAUCUGAGUGUGUUGCAGGAACGUCAGUUGCGUUUGAAAGAGAUCGCAUACAAACGGCUAGAUGACAGCAGUCCUUACGAAGAUCUAAUCAAUCGUGGUGAGAAACUGUACUCUUAUACGAGCCCCGAAGGUCGAGAGCUGAUUCGACAGAAGCUUGGAGCGAUACGGGAUCUAUGGGAUCGAUUCUCGGACGAGCUGAAUGCAGUAACGCAGCGUCUGGAUCAGUGCAUUCUUCAGUUUGGAGAGUUUUCCUUGCAACAGGAACAACUUUCAAAAUGGUUGAAGGAUAUUGAGAAAUCGAUGGAGGUUAACGCAGAGCUGAAGGCAAACAUACAGGACAAGCGUACGCAGUACCAGAAUCAUAAGCUCAUGCAUCAGGAGAUACUGUCGCAGGUGGGGCUGGUUGAAUCGGUUUGUGCAAAGGCGCAGCAGCUACUAACGUUGACGAAGGACCAACACUUGCAAAGCUGCGUCGUUUCGAUAAAGGAUACAUAUCAAGGAAUCGUGCGCAAAUCCGGUGAGCUGUUGGACAACCUGAACGCUUGCGUGCAAGUGCAUCAAAACUAUGUAACUGCAUGUAGCAAACUCCGUAGCUGGAUCAAUGAAGAAAAGGAUAAGGUGUUCUGUUGCGAGGAAACGGGCGGUGAAAAGAAUGAAAUCAACAAACGCAUCGAAGCCCUCAGCAAUCUGAAACUCGGCAAACCGAAGGGUGAUGAACUGCUGAACGCGCUGGUACAGUGCUUUGAGGCAAUGAAGGAAAGUACGUCCGCCGCGGGUAUUGGUAUGGUAGAGCGCGAGAUUGGUGAGCUGCGUAAUGACCUGGCAAGUUUGUAUGGGCAGAUUGAGGAAUUGAUCGGUAACCAGCGCAAAUCUCUUAGCGGUUGGAGUCAGUUCGAUCAAGAUUUGGAUGCACUUACGAAAUGGUGUCGCUCUAUGGAAGGAAUUUUCCGCGAGCAGCAGCUGUACGAUUCGCUUGAACGCAAACAGCAGCAACUGGAGGUGUUCCGCAAGAAUCAGGAAGCAAUAAGUGAGAAGCAGAAACAGAUCGAUGAUUUUGUAACCAUGGCCCAGGCUCUCUUUACGAAGACCGGUGUAGAGAAAAUAAAGUUCUACAUAAACCAGCUGAUCAAUCGCUACCAGCUGUUGCAAGUACUGAGCAAGGAAGUUGCUAAUCGUGCCCAAAAUAUCGUGAACGAUCAUAAAAAUUACCAAGAACGAUAUACCGAAUGUGCAGCUCGCCUUCAGGAGGUUGAAAAGGAUCUGGAAGCGUUGGGUCAUGAGAAGCUGGGGACAGCCAACCAGUCGAAACUGCAGCAGUUGGAGAUUGAAAAGGAGAGGUUUGAGAAUAAUCUUACCAGCUUGGUAACGGCAAGUGAAAAAGUGUUGCCCGAAACAAACACCCAAGGGCGGGAGAAGAUCCGCGAGGAAGUGCGUCAGUUGAAGGAUCGGUGGGAUCAGAUCAUUGCUGGGUUGAAUAAUCUGAAGAAACAACUUGACGUCCGUUCGAUCCAGUGGUCAUCCUAUCAGGACAUUUUGCAACAGGUGUUGAACUGGUUGGACGCUACCGAGCGUAAGAUUGAACCGAACGAAUCGCAGAGCUGGAAUUCCACGCAAGAGAUCCGCUCGAAGCUGUUCAAGUACAAGGCUAUUCUGCAGGAAAUCAGUGGCCAUCGGCGUAUAAUUGAUUCGUUGAAAGAGAAAGCCGAUUCGCUCGUUACGGAUGUGCAGAACGAAGAUAUCAAUGCGAAGGUGCAGUCCAUCACGGAACGGUACGAGUUGCUGAAAAAAUCGUGCAGUGAUUUGAUACGACGACUGGAACAAUCGCUGGAGCUGUGCAAUAAGUUUAAUGAAUUGCAGAAAUCCUUGCUCGACGAGCAGGACUAUCUGUUCGGUGAACUCAAGCAGCUGUCCGAUGUGUCCGGUAAUAAGCGAGCCGUGCAGGAAAAGGUACAAAAGAUCGACGAUUUGCAGCAAGCAAACGGGAAGAUGGAGGAAAAGUUCAAGAAUCUCGCCAAACUCAUAUCCGACAAUGGGGAUCUGAUAUCGUACGGCGCGAAAACGGUAAUGGAGCAAGAUCUGCUUAAGAUGAAGGGAGACUUUGAAAAGUUUGUCGCGUCGAUUCGCGACGCUCGCGUGGAAUUGCAGAAGCGAAUGCAACUGUGGGACGAUUAUCAGCGCGAUCUCGAUCAGAUUGGAGCAUUUUUGGCCGAGGUGGAAGACACGAUGCGUGGCUACACGCUGAAGAGCAGCUUGAACGAGAAGCAGGAGCAGCACGAGUAUUAUCAGGCAUUGUUGGGACGCCUGAAGCAAAAUGCGCUUGAGUUCGAUAAGCUGCUGGACAAAUCUUCCGAGUUGCUGCAGAGCAGUGGCGAUACGAAGAUAUCAUUCAACAUGCAGCAGUUGAAAUCUCGCGCACAGUCUGUAGAGGGUACGGUGAAGGAAUUGGCUAAGAAGUGCGAAUGUGCCUACAACGACCACAAACAGUACCGCAAGCGAUACGAUGAGUGUGACAAAGAGCUGGAUGAGAUUCGGGAUGUGUUUGAUGCAUGCCGUAUGCAGCAUGCCCAAAGCAUACAGAGCUCAAGCCAACAGCCGGAUCCACAAGCAGUACUUGGCACGAUUCAAACGCUACUUGCAAAGCACAACAUGGUAACCGUGCAGUGCAACGCGGUGUCCGACAGUGGAGAGCAGCUGUACGCGACGACAGCGUCCAAGGGUCAACAGAUGAUACGAAGCGAAAUCCAGGAGCUGACCGCAAAGUGUGAACGUUUGUUUGACGAAGUCAAUGAGUACGCGCGUUCGUAUGAGGGUCGUUUGGCAAAGCUGUCCGGAUUUAUGGAGAAGGCCGAUCAGCUGCAGGAGUGGCUCAAUAAUGUUGAGGGGCAGCUGGGUCGUGGCAGUCUCAUACUAAAGCCAACACUGGAUGAAAAGUGCGCUCAGCAGCAGGCCUAUGCGGAGUUGUUGAAUGACAUUAAAAACCACCGACCAGAGCUGAAUAAUGUACGUGAUCUGGUUGACAAUAUGCAGGAGCGCCAUCCAAGCAUUGAACGGCGAAUGGCUGAGCUGGCCAGCAAGUAUGAAGAAUGUUUGGAAAAGGCACAAAGCUACGGCGACCAGUACGAUCGUAUCGUACAUAACCACCGGCAGUACUGUAAGGCCGUGAUGGAAACGCAAGACUUUAUCGAUGCGAAUCACAACACGGUGGAACUGUGGGGUGAAACCGAUCUGGAUCAAGUAUCGCUAAUGACCAAUGUGGAUCGUUUGACGGAGCUGAAGAAAUCCAUCGUGGCAGAACAGAAUCGCGUCGAGCAGAUUCGAACACUCGGUGAAGCUACCAUUCCCGAUACGAGUGAUGAGGGACAGGCCAACAUACGCUCGCAGAUUGAUAUUUCGCAGCAGGAGUGGGAAGGUUUGCUGGCCGCCAUUGAUACCACGAUGGACGGUAUACGCGGCAAGAUGACGGAAUGGAGUGAUUACGAGAAGAUUCGCACGGACUGCAUGAAUUGGAUGCGUGAUAUCGAUGCGAAGAUCCACUCGGUCGACUUGAAAGCGACUCUGAUCGAUAAAAAAGCCACCUUGGAUUACCUGAAGAGCUUGCAGGGCGAGGUGAAGGCGAAGGAGCUGGAAAUUGACAACUUUACCGAGAAGGCUCAACAGCUGUAUCGUGGUUAUUUGAGCAGUCGCAAUUCUCAAAUAUCUGAACUGGCGGUGAAGUAUCAGCAAACAGCUAGUCGAAUCAAGGAACUGGUUGGCCGCUGGCAACAAUACGUUAUUCAACAUCAAGAGCUGGAGACCCGCAUUGGUGAGCACCGCGAUUGGUUGAACAGUGUGCGGGAAAAGUUGAACUACUGUGCCGAUCUUUCGAGCACCUCCGAGAAAGAAUUGCAAAGCAAGCUGAAGCUCGUGCAGGACAUGAUCGUAAACAAAGAAGACGGUUCCGCACGUUUGCAGACGAUCGUGGAUCUUGCACAGCAGGUGCUGGCCUGUACUACGCCUUCCGGACAUGAAGCGGUGAAUAAGGCGGUAGCAGCAUUGCAAGAAGAAUGGUCUUCGCUGGCUUUACGCAUGAUCGAUAUCCGUGCGAACCUGGAUGAAGCUAUUAACCAGUGGUCUGGCUUUUUGGAUCAGGUUAACGAUCUGAAGCGAAAUAUCGACUGGAUGGAGAAUGAGCUGAGCGGGUUCAUCGAGUUCCAGGCAACAAUGGCAGACAAGCGGGCACAGCUGGAGAGAAUCAAGAAUACCGAAGAGAAAAUCCGCCUCGAGAAGAUCGAAAUCGAACCAUUGAAGCAAAAAACUGCCGAGAUGGCAGCUUCUGGUCAGCAGUCACAGGCAGCAGCAACGGCACAGCAGAUUCUGAGCAAGUUUGACUAUUUGGCCGAAAAGAUAAGCAAGAUAUUAACCGAUCGCGAGGAUCAGUACCGUGACCACCGGCUGUACAAGGAAGCUUACGAUGAUUUGUUCAACUGGAUCAGCCGUGCCAGAGAGAAGCUACCAUGCGUGAAACAACAGUCGCUGAGCGAUAAGCUGACGAUGGACAGUGCAAUUGCUCCGCUGGAUGCGCUAAUGAACAAAAAAGCCCAAGGUGAGUUGCUGGUGGAGCAUUUAGUCCACACCGGCGAGGUGGUAAUGGCUUCAACGUCCGAGAAAGGCAAGGAAGCGAUUCGUAGCGACAUCAACGGAUUGAAGGCUAACUUCGAGUCACUGUUCGGCGACAUAGACAAGCAGAAGCGUGAUCUAGAGAAGACGCUUAACUUGCUGCGCGAGUACAAGGAGGAGUACGAACGCUUGUCCGAAUGGUUGCAGCAGGUGGAUAUUUUGGUGAAAAACCAUAAGCUCGCCAUGUGCUCGAACUUGGGCGAAAAGGAAAAGCAAGUACGCGAGAUGCGCGAGCUCAUCGGUAAGCUUGAGAAGGGUCAGGUAGAGAUGGAUAAAUUUAACGCAUUCGCGGCACCACUCCUGCAAUCGCAUCUUGACACAUACAUCGGCAAUCAGUUGCGCCAUCUGAACUCACGCUACCAGGUACAGGUAAAUCUGGCAAAGGAUGUACUGAAGAAGGUAGAAACCAACCAUGAUCUGCACCGUGAAUACAAGGAUAAUCUGACCAAGGCAAACAGUUGGAUUGAGAACGCCAAGGAAAUUGUACGCUACUCGACUGAAAAUGUAGACAGUGUGAGCAAGGACAACCUGGAGAAACGGUUGGAGAAGAUAGUGGAACUUAUACAGCAGCGCGAACAAGGUCAACAUCUAGUAAACGCGACUGUCAACACUGGGGAGAAGGUUGUGAAGAGUACGAAAUCUGAUGGCAAGGAAGUGAUAAACGGUGAGAUUAAGGACAUCCAAACCAACUGGGAUCGACUGGUGAAGCGCAUGUCCACCGCCAAAGUACAACUCGAAACAAAUCUUCUGCAGUGGGCAGAUUACAGCUCGAGCUACAAUCAUCUGCAGCAAUGGAUUCAAGAUCGCGAAAGCAAACUCCAACAAGUGUGCGAACAGAAAGUCGUACGCUUCCGCCUGGGAGGUACGUCCAGCAGCUUGAGCAGUGGUUUGAAUGAGCGUCGUGCGAAUCUGCGUCAAGCCAACGAUAUCGUGCAGGAUAUUGUGAGCUUCGAGCCGAUGAUUCAGUCGGUAGCAAGCAAAGCGUCGGAUCUGCGUCAAACAUCACCCGCCUCGGAGAUAUCGAACAAAUACGAAACCCUCAGCAAGCAGGCCAAGGAGCUGUUUGAAAAGCAAAAGGAAACAGUCGAACUGCACCAGGCGUUUAUUGAUGCAAGCAAUGAGUUCGCUGCCUGGAUACGAAACGCCAAGGAGUGUCUCAACAAGUGUUCCGAUUCGCGUGGCGAUAAGGAGACGCUCGUUUCGAAGAUGACACAGCUGAAGAUCCUGGACAACGAUGUACCGGUCGGCCAGAAGAAGCUGGAAAAGGCACUCGAACAGGCGGAAGUUGCCUGCCGCAAUGUGGACACCGAAGAGGUGGAAGCGAUCGAGAAGGAGGUAGCUAUUUUGCAGGAAGAGUUCGACAACUACUGUCUGGCGCUGAAAAAGAUCAGUGGUGCACUGGAGAACGGAAUCGUGCGCUGGACUGAGUAUGAUGAUCAGUAUGGCGUGGCACUGAAAUGGUUGGAUGGCAUCGAGCAGGAAGUGCAAACGUACAACAAAAUGCAGGCCAACCUGCAGGAAAAGAAGCGCGUACUGGAAGAGUUCCAGGACAAGCUGCAAACACUGUUCGAUUGGCAACGUGAGCUGGACAGUUUGAACAUGCGCGCUCAGGUGUUGUUGGAAAUUUGUGCUGAUACACGCAUCAGCAACGGAGUGACACAGCUUACCACUAAGUACAACGUGCUGCUGUCGAUUGCGAAGGAGAUUAUGCGCCGCCUCGAGCUGCACUACCAGGAACACCAGCAGCACAACACGCUGUACGGAGAGUGUCAGGAUUGGUUGGAUAGGAUGCGGGAGAAGCUGAACGAAUGCGAAUCCGUACCGCAUACUGUGGCAGAAACACAAUCCAAACUGAACAUUGUUAAAGGAAUCCGACAGUCGUUGGAACAGGGUCAGAACAAGUUGCGAUAUCUGAUCGAGCUGAAGGAGAAAAUUGUGCUCAGUACGGAAGCAAGUGGUGCGUCAAAGAUUGAGGAGGAUACGGAAAAUUUGAAGACCGAAUAUGAAUCGCUGAUGGUGGACAUAACCGAAACACGCCAACGGCUCACAAACCACCUCGCACAACUUGAAGACAUUGGCAAACUGUCGCGUAUGUUGGCUGAAUGGGUGGAGGAGGUGCAAAGCAAACUGGACGCUGGCGAGACUAUGCAGAACGAGCUGGCCGACAAGCGUGUGCUGCUGGAGAAGUAUCGCGCCAUUCACCGGGAAACUGGAAACUACAACGAGGUGGUUGACAAGAUUAAAUCCAAAAUGACCGAUAACGCUAACAUUGACGUGGAAGAGUUCAACAAGAUUCUGACCGAUUACGAUGCGAUCGUCGCAAAGGUUGUGCUGGAGAUCGAACGACUGGAAAAUCAGGUCAACAAUCACGAACGGUUCAAGCAAGCGUUGGGUGAGCUGUACGAGUGGAUGAAAGCUACCCGCCAGACCAUACAACAAUCGUCCGAUUUCCACGGCGACAAAGAGCAUAUUGUCGGUCGGAUUGAGAAGCUGAAGGCAAUAGAGCUAUCGUUCUCGGAAGGCAAGGUGCUGCUGGAAAAUACUGCCGACAUGGGCAACUCCCUGGCAGCGAUCAGUGGCCAAGAGGGACAGGCAGCGAUCAAACAGGAAAUACUGCAGACGCGCGCAGAUUGGGAUGAGCUCGAGGAGCUGGCACGAACCUCCAGACAGACGCUGGAAGAUUGUCUAGCAUCGUGGGAUAGCUUCCUGGACAAGUCGGAAACGCUGGGCACCUUCCUGGAGGAGUACAAUGUGAAAGUAAAUGGAUACGGUGCAAGCGAAGGAACUGCAGAUCAGGCAGCUGUACUUAGUGAACUAAAGCGCAUUCAGGAUUUGAUUCUGACGAAAAAGAGUACCGUCGAAGAGUUGAACGAUGUUUGCGAAGCACUUAUGGAGAAGAGUGCAUGUUCGACGGUUCGCGAUCGUACAGUCGAUCUGCAAAAGAGCUACUCGACAUUGCUUGGAAAAGUGCAAGGAUUUAUCACAAAACUAGAGAAAAACCUCGUUAGUCAUACCGAGUUCAUAUACUAUAAGGAAGAAAUCAACAAGUGGUUGAACGAUGCCAAUGCAACGAUUAAAAAUUGCAGCGAUGUUGCAGCAGAUGAUGUGCUUGUUAUCAGGCAGAAGGUGGUACAGCUGCAAGGACUAUCCAACUCAAUCCCGCAGGGUCAAAAACUGUUCGAGAUGUUGCAAGAUUCUUUCACCAAGUCGUCCUAUCUUUAUCCGGAGGAUAAGCAAACAACCAUGUUCCAGGACAUUUCCGAUAUCCGUGACUCGCUAGAUACGGUUAUCAUCGGUAUCAGCUCGUCAUUGAACAACCUGAACGCACAGGCCAGUCGGUUGGAGUCGUACGAGGAGUUAAAACGACGCAUUAACGAGUGGUUAGCUACAACCGAGGGUGUGUUCGAGACACUCCCCGAAACGCACGGUGAGAUGACGGAGGUGAAGACAUUACUCGAGCGCCUGAAGCACAUCCAAACGGAGAUAUCGUUCAAACAGACGGACCUUGAGAACCUGCAGCAAGAGGCGGCAAACCUCUUUGACGUGAACAAGUGUUCCGCCGAGAUGGAGCGUGUAGCUAGCCUGCAGUCCCGUUGCACUAAGCUCAGUGAAAAAUGUUCGUAUCAAAUCCGUAAGCUCGAGACAGAGUUAGACGAUCAGAUGGCAUACUAUCAGAACCUGCAGGAAAUAGAAAAGUGGUUGCUGCAGAUUUCGUUCCAACUCAUGGCGCACAACUCGUUGUACAUUUACAACCGAGAGCAAACGCUGGAACAGAUUGCACAGCACGAGAAGCUGCUGGAUGAGAUACAGCGUUAUCAGGUGAAUAUUGAUGACUUCAACGCCAAGGGCCAAUGUCAGAUCGAACGAUACAUUUUGAAAGCACCAGCCAUUAAGAGUCGCAUUGAAACGCAAAUGAAGAACAUUCGCGACAGCUACAACUCGUUGCUGAAUACAUCGGUACAGAUUAAGAACAGGCUGCACGAUUCGCUCAACAAGUUUCAAGAGUACGAAGAUACGCUGGAUGACAUCAACCGACAGCUUGAUGAGAUGGAGCCACUGGUCGCGGAAGAACGGUUGCUUGAAGUAGUCGAUUACGGCGUCGGUCAGUCGCAGCUAGAGAAAGCACAAGGUAUACACAACAAGCUGCAGGUGGAGAAGAGUCGUCUAAUGUUUGCCGUGCAGGCUUGCGAAGCAGCGACAGCCAGCAUCAGCAGACCCAGCUCCCCGAUGGACAACGUUUCGCAGAUGAUCCCGGAGAAGGAGCUUAUGGUCCGAGCGCGCUUAGAAGACCUUAUCGAUGAUGUACAGCAGUGGAUUGCGGAACUGAUUGCCUCAAUAAACGAUUGUGAGCGUCAGCACAAGCAAAAGGUCGAGCUGGAAAACUGGAUCCAAAAACAGAAGGCAAUCGUGGCCGACUGGGGUUCCAAGCCGUGCAAGUUCAGACCGGAAGCUGCGGAACAGGAAUUGCGUGCAAUGAAUGAACUGUCGCGUACCAUCACCGUCAAGCGAGAUGAUUUGCAGGGUGAGACGGAUCAGGACCAUCGUUUGCGCGAGGAGCUCGAGAAGCUGCAGGCAAGCUUGAAAAAGGUGAUCGACCGCAAGAAGGAUGACCAGCUGGCGAUUGAGAAAUAUCGUAAGAACUACGAAGACGUACAGGGUUGGCUGGAUGCGAUAACGAAUCAGAUCGAUAAUGUUGAGAAAGGUGGUGGUCUGAGCUGCAAACAGAAGCUGGAAAAAAUAUCCAACAUUAAGCGCAUUCUGGAGAACGACAGUGAGAUGAUAUCCAACUUUAAACGCAAUGGGGACCACAUUGUAGAGCUGGUGAGCAAUCUCGAUGCGCAGCAGGUGACCGAGCAACUGAAGUCUAUCGAUCGACGCUAUAACGACAUCACAAAGCGUUUGAAUCGUCGAUUGGACGUGAUUGAUUCUACCAACAAAAUGUUUGGCAAGCUGCGAAGCGACAUUGGUGAAUUGUCGCAGUGGGUGGUGGACAAGAACGGAUCGUUGGAUGUACCGUAUCAGCUAGGGUCGGAUACAAAAUCGGCUGAAAAUCAGCAGCAAACGUUUAAAUCGCUUUUGAAAGAAAUCGAAGGCAAGCAAUCGUACGUCGACACACUGGGCAAGAGAUUUUCGAGCAUCCAGUCUGACUUGGAACCGCACGAGAAGCAACAGCUCGAAGUGGAACUGCAGACAUUGAUGAAGAAUGUGGGUCUGCUCGGCGAUCGAGUGCGUGGCGAGCUCGAUAAGAUUGUGGAAGACAUCCUGUGCCGCAAGAACAUGCACAACAAUCUGGACGUUACGCGCGCAUGGAUCAAAACGAAACAAAACGAUGUGAACAAGAUUUCGGAUCAGAUACCGCUGCUGUCGAGUAACGUGAACUCGGAGAUCAAGCUGUGCCAGCGCCAUGCACAGACGAUUCGGGAGUUUGAGGAAAAUGCCUUCAGGGACGUAUCGAAGCAGGUACGCGAAAUUAUGAAGGACUGUAGCGACGAAGGUAAGGCAAAGCUGGCUCAAGAAUUUGGCGACAUUGAGGCCAAACUAAGGGAGCUGGUGGAGAGCUGCUCCCGGAAGAUCGAGUUCAUGGAGCGCGAGCAUGGCAAGCGGCGUGAGUUCGAGGGUCGCAAGGAUCGCGUGUGGAACUGGUUGAACGAGGCGGAAUCGAUCGUAUCCGCCGAUAUCCGUACCACGAGCUACGAGAUAUUGAAGGAUCAGAAGCAAAAGUUCGACAAGUUGUGCAAAGAGUGCGAAGUGAUGAAAGGUGCCGUGAAGGAAGCGGAAGAUUACAAGAGUGCCAUUCUGCCUACGCUGAACGAACUGGACAAGACGAACAUCAACAAUCAGGUGAAGGUGAUGCGCGAAAAGUGGAACGCUAUCAGCAAUGUGCUGAAGGUGAAGUGCAAAAAGCUAGAAGACCAUCUAGUGGAGUACGAAGAUGCGAUCGCGAAGAUUCAGGGUUGUGCCGCGUUUAUUGUGCAAGUGCAGAGCCGGUUGAAGGAAAUGAAUCGGCCAGUGACGAGCAGGAUCGAAAACAUACAGGACUUCCUGCUGGCCUACGAGCAGAUUCUGGGCAGUUUGAAGGACAAGCGGUUGGAAAUGAGUACGAUACUGCUGACUAACUUACCGCAACUGCGGGAGAACUCGUCGAAGCUGGAGGAAAUGAUUAUGGGAAUCGAGGAGCAACUACGCCGGCUGAAAGCGAUGCUGCUGUUGAAGGAGCAGUUUAUCGGUGCAAUCAAUGACAUCGUGAAGUUGAUUGCAAAGAUCAACACUGACUUUAACACGGUGGAUAACUUUAGUCCCACGGUGGAUGACCGACUCUUGCGCUACGGUGAAAUUCUUCAGAACAUCGAAGAAUGCGAAGGUCUGUUGGUAGCUGCCACCGACAAGGGUCACCAAAUUGCGAGCGAUGGUACCGAUCUGGAUCGGCACAACAUUAUGGAUCAGAUCCAUUCGCUGCAGCAGCAACUAGCAUCGAUUAAAAGAUCGAUCGAGCUGGAGCAGGAUAAAUAUCAGAAACAACGAGCGUACCACAAGACCCUGUCAAACGAUUUGUUCGCGCUGGUAGAUUGGUUUAAGGAUAACGACGAGCACAUCAGGUCACGUCCAUUGUUCGGGUUGGAUUUGAAGAUGGCCGAUCAGCAGCAUAGUGCUCACAUUGCGCUGGCUGGCAAGGCGAACAUAAACCUAAAAAUGAUUGAAGAUCUACUGGCAAAGCUGGCGCACAGUGACAGCAAACUGCCGGAAGACCUACAGGAAAUGGUCGACCGUGCGCGAGCACUGCAUGAAUCGAUACCGCAGGAGUUGACGGCCCGGGAAGCGUAUCUCACACAGAACCGUCAGUAUCGUUUGGAGUUCCGCGAUAGUAUGGAGCGCGUUAAGAAGUGGCUCUCGGCGGCGGAGAAUCGAUUUGAGCAUACGAAAACGUUCAGCUUCGAUCAGGAGAAGAUUACGGUGGCGUUGAAAGAGUUGGAAGACUUCUUGCAUGGUGAGGCGGAGAUUCGUACGUUGCUGUACAGCGGCAUCCAGGAACAGGCGGAUCGGUUGUGGAAUUCGUUGAGUGAAACCGACCAAAAUCAGUGUCUCGGUGAACUGCAGCAGUUGAAAAAUCGUUUGAGUGAUGUGUCGCAUCGUGCCGCGGUGCAACAGACGGAACUGUUGUCGAACAGUGAUCUGGUGAAAUCGUACAAAAAGCAUUCGAGUGCGGUGAACAAUGUGCUUGUGAAGAGUAAGCUGGACGAUACGAUUCUGACCAUCCCGACUCUGCCGGCCCGCAUUGAUCACAUCAAUGUGUUGCUUAACAUGCUGCAGGUGCAGCAUAACGAGCUCGAUAUUCUGAACGAACUAUCGCAAAAGAUAGUGAACCGUGCGGAUCAGUACAAUCGGGACCGGGUGCAGAAGGAGAACGCCGACGCAAACCGCCAGUGGGCCAGCAACGCAUCAUUGUUGGAAAAUUUGCGCGAAAAUCUCGUCCAGCUGCAGCAGCAGUGGGAUCAGCUGGAAAGCAUCCUGCAGGAGCUGGAGGUGAAAUCGAACCUGCUGCUGGAGAAGGAUCGGGGAUUGGAUUUGGUGGUACAUUCACGCGACCAAACCGAGGCCAAGAAGCACAUUGUCGAGAACUUGCUGGAAGACAAGUCCGCCCUUGGUCAGCUGAACACGAAGGCGAACGCACUCGCAAAAACGCUCAUCAAAGCCCUGCGCGAACAGAAGCUACUGCCGCAAUCACUGGAAGAAAAGCUAACGCAUCUGAACGACAUCAACACACGACUUUCGGACAACCUUACGCGAAAGGAACGUCAACUGCGGGAAAUUCUCGGCGAGCUGCAACACUAUCUGGACCAGAUCGGUGAGCUAGCCCAGCGUAUCGAGUCGGUGCGGAAGGAUCUCACCCAGAUCAACCCAUUCGACGAACGGCUCUACCAGACGGACAAGGCACUCGGUGCGGUAAGGGAAGCGGCCGAGAACUGUAGCGUCCAGCGGGAGGAUCUUCGCCGGCGUAUCAACGAGAAGUAUCUGCCGGUGCAGAAGUUCGUACCGCAGGAUCUGAAGGACGGGCUCGAACUGCUCGAUCGCUCGCUAACCGCCAUAAACAGCACGAUGGAGGAUUACCACGGCGCGUACAAGAAGGCGAAAACCAUCCGCACGGACUACUUCACCGUGUACGAUCGCAUCAAGACGUGGAUCGAAAACGCGGAGCUAACCAUCUCGAACCAUGGCAUCGAUCCGAGCGAGCUGAAGAGCAAGCUGAUCGUGCUGAUCAACGAGUUUGACGAUAUGCGCACGGCGCACGACCAGCUGGUAUUCAAUGGGAACGAAAUUAUGCGCCACUGCACGGAAUCGAGCGAUCGUACCGCGACCAAGGCAAACAUGGAUCAGCUGGCGCACGAGCUGGACAAAACGAUCGCACUGAUCGAGCAGAAGAACCAAACGGUCGAUCAGAUCCUGGGCAAUUGGGCCAACUUUAUGCGGCUGUAUCAAUCCGUCGUGGAUUGGUCGAUAAAAAUACGCGCGCUGUUGGAGCGCAAGCUGCAGCUAAACACGCUGCACGAGGCACAGCUCGCCUGUCAGAAUUAUUCUGGCGCAGUUAGCAGUCUUGCGGACGUAUCACAGAAUUUGAGUGAAAUGAAUCACGAGUUCGAUAAAAUUAACGAAGUUUGCUCGACGGCUUAUCUGAAGGGCAAACUACACGAAGCCGAAACUGUGAAAAUCGACAUCGAAACAGUGUUGUUUGAAAGGAAUCUGUUCCUUCACGAAACGACGGAAGAGUGGCAGCAGUACGAGCGGAAGAUUGAGAGCGUGAAGGAAUGGAUAAAGGACUCCUACCAGGCCUUGAAUUCGAGCGAGCUGAAGAGCAAACCGUUGCGCGAUCAGCUCCGAAUUUUGGAGCAGAUGCUGGCGGACAUAUCGGCUCAAAAGAUCAAGGUCAACAUGUCGCUAGAAAAGUUGCAGGUUCACUUCCAUUCGGACAUCAUCUACACGGACAAUCCGAACAUCGUACAGUGCGGCCGGGCCGUGAUGGGCGACCUGGACAAGCUGAACCUGGACGUGUUCCAGACGACGCAGAACCUGGACCAGGCCCUGUCGCAGAUCGAGGGUUGUCAGGCGGAAAUGCAAACGAUCCGGCAGCGGAUCGUGCACGAGGAACAGCAGCUCCGGAAUAUCUUAUCACCAUUGCACCAAUCGAGCGAUAGUGAAAAGCACGAACAGGACCGUUCGAUGCCGUAUGAUUGGAGCGUAGAGUGUUACGAUCAGGAGGCAAGCGCACCAUCGACGACGGAUGUACGGGAUGCAAGGCGCCAUACCGACACCCGCUCGGGACCGGAAGCCCCAAUAGCACGGUCGCAGGCCGGCCGAAGUGUGGUGGUUGUCACCGCAAGCACUCAGCCAGUGCCGUCCGCGUGGAGUAGAACCGGUGAUGGUGACGAUCUGACUUAUGCGGAAAUCGUUGCCGGACUUCGACGUCAGCGUCAGCGUGGUUACGAUCCACCGCUACAUGUGAUUGAAAGACGCACCGGGCAACGCAAUGUGACCAACAUCUCGAUCACGAGUCCGGUACAGCACAGUGACCGAAAUGUUUCGGACGCUGUUGUUUCAAUGACAUCUACAGUGCCAUCGUCUGCAGAAGCGAUCAAUAUUGACCAGUACCAAGCAGCUCGUACUGUGGUCCAGCUAACCGGGGCUAAUACGCAGGCUGUAGACGAACCGAUUGCCCGCGAGCCUCCAAAGGAACAACGCAAAUCCCGUAGACCACCUUCAACAUCUCCCAAACUACCGAUCCGUCCGCCAGAUACGAUCGAUUCCAUGACCUCAAGCAUCAUAAACGUGACCACAUUUGUUGGUGCUACCUCCACCCAGCCGGUGGUAGUUAUGACCACCGCGAAGGGACCGGAACUAACGCAGCCCGAGGUAGCGAGCAUUGGGUCCGCAGGACCCGCAUCGGUAUGGUCUUUUGGAAAUAAGACCUACGCAGAAGUGUUGAAAGAAAUAGCCGCAUCUAAUCAAUAUCGCAUGCAACAGCAACAACAACAGCAGCAAGAAUUUCUACAGCCAUCGUGGAGUGAAAGCAGCUACCACCAGCAAGGUGCUGUUGGAAAACAGCAUCCCGGUGCACCUGUUCGCCUUGGAGUACCUCAACCCUACGCCAACCGUUCCCGGUCGACGUCAAGAAAUCGUCGAAAGCCGGAAGCUGUGUCGCGUGUAAAUAUUGUACAUAGUGAAUAUCAACAAACGACACCAUCUAGUCAAGUGCAGCAAACGGUGCGUCCAGGAAAAGUGCAUUCAAGAUCGGCUUCCGUUAAAAGCAAUGCAUCGUCAACUACAACACAGGGAACUGGUGCGGGUGAGAAGAUGGCCAAGAAACAGGCUGCCCAGCAAAGUGUGACCGAUCGUAAGAAUGUUCGUGCUGCUGCUGCUGCUGCCGUCGUGAACGCAUCCGAACAUAGACCAUCCGAACAGAGUGAUCCGACCGAAAACAUCAACUACAGAAAGGCGAAGAAGGGCAAGAUUAAGCAGAUACAAAGCAAGGAUGACAAGUUGCUACCAGUGCCGCAAGAACCGAAACCCGAGAAGCAACGGCAAGUGUUUGUGACCGAGAUCAAUGUGAACAAAUCCGAAACGCCCGCCAGACAAUCCGCCAGCCCGAUGAAAACAGUGUCCAUAGUGAAUCUAACCGAUCAGCCAGAAGUGAUUGCUAGUGCCGAGACGAAAAUAACGAUUAAUGUGAACGAACCGGUGCAGGCAGUUGCAGAGCUGAAGGAGACAGAGCCCCAGAAGGAACAUUACGUGACGCAGAUCCAGCUGGAUCAGCAAGCGGGUCAGCAACGUCAGCAGAUUCGUAAAAGUGCCAAAAAGCGUAAUAAAACCACCACCACUCAUAAGCUGCUGGACAUUAGCAUGAGCGAACCGGUACCGGUACAAGAGCAGGGGAAAAACAUAUCGACUGUGGAGAUCGUUUCACCAAAGGAGAAAAAUGUGUCCGUAGUAGAUUUGCGUCCGUUGCAGGAACCGUUGACGGUAACGUCAAUCGAGUUGAAGGGCGAUGCAAUGGAAACGCUAGAAACGUACAGUAAGCAAAUAGAGCAUCGGCUUGAUGCGGAAAGUUUGCUGGAGCAUUCAAAAACCGUUGAUACAGCUGCGACGAAAAGCACCAACGUGGUGCAAGAUCCCAGCAUAUUUACUGAGGAAAUCGUUCAAAUUUCCCAACCGUACGUUACGAUUGAUCGACGUGAAACGGAAGAGUCUGUACAACAAACCGAGACGGUGAGUUAUCAUCGCUCGGAGGUGUCGUUUACUACCGUGACUGAAACUGUGCAUGAGGAGAUUAACGUUGAACACAAAUCGAACUCAAAAGAGAGCAAUGCUAAAACGUUCACUUCAUCGUUACACAUUGAACAGGCCAAUGUUGAAGAAUCGAAUACAGAGAAUGUGGCUCCAUCAACAGAUAUUCGCGAAACAAAUGAAUUAAGCAAACAAGACGUUAAGCAGACAGUUGUAGAGAAUGUGGCUAACGAAAGUGAAAUUUGGUGUCCACCAACAAAGAAAAAGGGCAAAAAGAAACAAUCCAAGAAGACGGAUAAGACAAACGAUGAUCAACCAGACGAUGCAACUAGCAGUCGGCGGACGAUUGAGCAAAAAAGAACAGAAUUUGUCAGAUCAAUGCUUACCGAAACAAUGGAUGAGACUAAUGACAAAGUAUCUGAUACAAAACCGAUCGUUGAGUGUACAUCGAAUGCCAUUACUGCACCAAUUGCACCUUCAGCAGAGGAGGUGAUUCUCAUGAGUGCUCGAGAAGAAUCAUUUUUAGCAAACAUUAGUGAACCAAUAUCUAAUGUUUAUCUGGCUGAGGAAACUAUCGUUAUAAAAGCAGAAGAAGAACCGUUCUCAGCUGAUAGGAGUGGUCCUAUUUCCAAUGUCGUAACGGAUGUUACAUGUCAUGUAAAAGAUCUGCCAAUUCAAAGUCACCUCUCGUCGGAGGAAGUAGCCCUUAUGAACGCUAGAGAAGAAGCAUUCCUCACGGAAAUGAGUAGCCCGAUUGUUAAGGAAGAAACAGAAGUUGUAUCUCAAGUGAAUGAACCUUCAGCUCGUAUUGAUCUUUCGUUGGAAGAAAUCGAACUCAUGAACGCCAGAGAAGAAUCGUUUUUGGCCGAGAAUAGUACGCCAGUAGAGAAGCAAGAACGAUCUCAAGUGGAGGAACCUUCGGCUCCGAUCGAUCUUUCAUCGGAUGAAAUUGCGCUUAUGAAUGCAAGAGAAGAAUCGUUUUUGGCAGAAAUGGCUGGAUCAACUGGAUCACAGCUUGAGAUCAGAUCGAAAUCUACCAACAUGUCGAAGCCAGUUGGACCUUCAUUCGAGGAAAUGCGUAAUCAACCGUCAACUAUCGAAUUAGAAGUUAAAAUAGAAACAAAACCAGAUCCUGUUUCAUUGACACCUUCAGCAGAGGAGAUAGCGCUCAUGAACGCAAGAGAAGAAGCGUUCCUGGCUGAGAUGAGUGUACAAGCUUCUAAUGAAGCAAUGAAUGCUGACUCUACAUUCAAGGACAUGUCCGUUUCGGUUGGACCAUCGGUGGAGGAAAUAGCUGUGAUGAAUGCAAGAGAAGAAGCAUUCUUGGUUGAGAUGAGUGGUGUAGCUUCUCGUGCUGACUUAGAAAUUGUAGCAAAACCAGACCUUGAUUCAAUGACACCUUCCGCAGAAGAAGUAGCACUCAUGACCGCAAGAGAAGAAUUAUUUUUGGCUGAGAUGAGUGCAUCAGAGCCCAUAGAAAUUUUGGAAACGCCUGUUGCACCUUCAGCAGAAAAGUAUGCGUUAAUUACCGCUGCAGUCGAAAUGAGUGCUCCAAACACAACGACCGACUUGAAUGUGAAUGUAGAAAUGAAAGAAGUAUCUAUUACGGCUGAAAUUACAGCAGAAGAAAAAACUCUCAUGAAUGCAAGAGAAGAAUCAUUUUUGGCUGAUGUUAGCAAAGAAGCAGGCUCAAGUUCUGCAGAUCGUGUGAUGUUCAAUGCAGAAAAAACGGUGCUAGAAGAAAACCAACUUGACGCAACGACCUCAAUCUCUUCAACGGUCGAUGAGCCUCUCGCACCGUUGGUCAAAGAACGUAGCACAACCAAUCCAUCAGUGGCAACUGAUACUGGUGAUGAAUCGGCUUCAACUUUUCUUAGCUCCAAGCAUACCGAAACAACGACCCUCGCAACCGGAAAGAGUCCAAAGAAAAAGCAAAAAGAUAAGUUUAAGAAAAUCAAAAAAUCAGACGCCGCAAAUAUGGCAGCAUUCCUUGAAGCGGAACGGAAAGUGUUCGAGGCAGAAGAAGCAGCACAAACCCAACCUGCCCCACCGGACCCGAGAGCACGUGAUCAAACGUCACCGGGAAUGAGCUCCAUUACGAAGGAGCAGAUUGAAACAAUAAUUGUGGGCAUUAAUUUUGAGCGGCAAAAAUCACUCACCAGCGCAAAUGAUUCCGAAGCAAACGUUGGUGCGGCAAUCCCACUGUCUACGGUCGAUACAUUCGUGAAUAUGCCCGACAGCCCAGUGAAGGGUGUCAAAGAGUUCCGAAGCAAUUUGGUGUUUGAGGAUUACGAUUUUAUGCAUCAAUCUCCGGUGAAACGAUCUCAUGAAAUGGACCGUAUCGAUGGCAAAGGUGGUCGCGCUAAAGAGGGCAAGUUUAAGCCACUGUUGGAAAGCAUUCCUUCCGAUGCGGAUCUUUUGGGUAAAGGUGACAGUCAUGAAAAAUCUACAAAGGAAAUUGAGUCCACUGUCCCCGGCAACGCAACUGGCAAGAUCACUACAACGGAACCUAGCAAUCAAGAAAGUAUGGAUAUAGACUCGGGCAAGGAAAACAAUGAUCCCGUGCAAAGGAUUGUGAUCAACUCCAAGUGGCGCGACAACCGACAGAAGAUCUCGAUGAUAACACACGAGGAAGUGUUGUUGCAACCGGUUUCACAUAUAAAAAUGCAGCUACCCAAAAUCAUUGCGGCAAAGGUGGAGAAAGUGUCGGUUCCCGAAGUAAGGCCGGAUGUUGUACCGCUGGAACCGAUUGUGCAAGAAACACCAAAGGAAGAAUUUGUUGGUGUGGAUGAAGAACUAGUGCAUGACGAUAUUCAGAUCGGGCAAGUAGCAACAGAAGUUUCCAUGCUGGACAUUUCACCUUCGAUCGUGUACGAAACACAAUCGGUGGAUGUGCUGGAGAAGGAAGCAUCUUUACCGGAGGGCACUGAUAUGGCGUCGGGAAUGGUGGUGGCUACGGAAGCAAAGCAAUCGAAUACGGUUUCUGAUACGGUCACUUUUGCCGAGCAGCAAUCUUCUAGUCAGGAAGUGUACACGACAACUACAACUUCUGUCAUGUAUCGUACGACAACGAUCACCUACAUGCAGUCGGACGAGCAGGAGGAAAUUAAUGAAAUCUACACAAGUCCCACGGUUGUUGAACAGCGUGUGAAAACGGUCACCACUCGGGACGAUCCGAAGUUGGACGUAUCGGUGUCAUAUUCAGAAGCGGAUCGAAGUAUGGGAGAUGAAGUGAUGGUGGAACGGAUCGUGAUUGAAAAAGACGAAACAGGCACUGUAGAUGAAACUGUUACAAGUGAAACUGAACCCGAUGAAAGUGUUCUGGAAUCAAAGCAACCACUAUUAGACAGUUCAGUGAUAUCAGAGGCAGAUCGUAGUAUGGGCGAGGAAGUGAUCGACACAAAGACAAUGAUCGUAUUGGAAGAAGGUGAAGGUGAUGAGGAACGGGUAGUGCGAGAGAUGUGUAAAGAAUCUUUCCAACAAGACGCGUCUUUUGAGGUGGCAAAACAAACUUCAUCGUCUGAAAUAACAACCAGUGCAAUCGAAGCAGUGCUGGAUAAUCCGCUUGAGCCGGAAUCGUCUAACGGACAGGGUUACUGGCAGUAUCAUGAUACUGAGAGACAUUACAUUCAGAACUUCGCGGUACAAUCUUAUGAUAAGGAGCAGGAGGUAAAACUUGUAGAAAGUACGGUUGAUGAACCCUCACCACCAAAAGCUGUAGAAGAAAGUAAUGUUGAGGGAUCUAACGUGGAAAAACGUGAUAGAGAGCUCGCCGAAAUCUAUCGUACCUUACAGCAGUCCUAUUUAAGUACGUGGCAGUUGCGUGAUGCCGAGAAUGAUUAUCAGAAACUAGAUGCAAGAGAGGCAAAUAGUAUAAAGGUAGAAAAGAUGUUGAUUGAACCCUCGUUACCUUCCAACAUACCAAUGGAAACUCUGGGUACUGACUUGACAGUUUUGGAUAAAAAAGCGGAACAAGAAAGCACAUUAACGAGUCAACUCGAAGUAAUGAAGAGCUUGGGACUGUCUUUAAAUAACAAUUGGCAUUUGCGAGAGGCAGAAAUGACCUAUGAAAAACUAAAAACUCAGGAAACGGCAAAAGAGUCUGAGACGGAAUGUGUGACAGAUCUAGAUGUACCGGCUCAAGUAAACAGCGAAUUGUUACCUUCGUUGGAUAGUAAUUUCAUCGAGCCACAGCAGAAUCCUCCUACUGAACAGUUCACUACAAAAAGUUCUUUAGGAGAAUUUAUGCUGCAAACAUCAAGAGAAGAGGAUUUGAAAAGCGCUUUGUACUAUGCAUCGGUCGAUUCCCAUGACACCCUGUUGCUUCGCGAUGCAGAGAAGAAAUAUGUUUUGCUAAGACAGAUUGAUACGACUAAGCCCGAAAAGAUAGAGGAUACCGUUUCAAUUCCCACCAGUUUGUCGGAUGAAAUCGAUGAACUUGCAUUACACGAUGCUGAAGAGCGGGAGCUUUUAAGCCUCUCAGCUAUGUCACAGGCAGGAACUUUGGAACAAGUUGGGUCUGAGACUGUUGUUGAAGACGAAGAAGUAACAUUUGACAAAACAUUGGACGUUGUUCUUUGCCCAGACAGCGAAGAACAGGAGCUUUUGAGAGUCUCAGCUAUGUCAAGAGUAGAAAACAUGGAAUCAGUUGUGCCUGAGACUGCUGUGGAAGAAGUGACAGUUUUUGACAAACCAAAGGAUGAAGUUACCUGUCUAGACACCGAAGAACAGGAGCUUUUGAAACUCUCAGCUAUGUCUAGAGACGAAAUCUUGGAACCAUUUAUGUCUGAGAUAACUAUGACAGAAAUGAUAGUAUGUGACACACAAUUGGAAGAAAUUUCUUGUCCAGAUGCCGAAGAACAGGAGCUUUUGAAACUCUCGGCUAUGUCAAGAACUGAAAUUGCGGAACCAGCUGUGCCUGAGACUGCUGUGGAAGAAGUGACAGUUUUUGACAAACCAAAGGAUGAAGUUCCUUGUCUAGACACCGAAGAACAGGAGCUUUUGAAACUCUCGGCUAUGUCUAGAGGAGAAAUCUUGGAACCAUUUAUGUCUGAGAUAACUAUGACAGAAAUGAUAGUAUGUGACAAACCAUUAGAAGAAAUUUCUUGUCCAGAUGCCGAAGAACAGGAGCUUUUGAAACUUUCGACUAUGUCAAGAACUGAAAUUGCGGAACCAGCUGUGCCAGAGACUACUGUUGAAGAAGUGACAGUUUUUGACAAACCAAAGGAUAAAGUUACUUGUCUAGACACCGAAGAACAGGAGCUUUUGAAACUCUCGGCUAUGUCUAGAGGAGAAAUCUUGGAACCAUUUAUGUCUGAGAUAACUAUGACAGAAAUGAUAGUAUGUGACACACAAUUGGAAGAAAUUUCUUGUCCAGAUGCCGAAGAACAGGAACUUUUGAAACUCUCCGUUAUGUCGAGAGGAGAAAUCUUGGAACCAGUUGUGCAUGAGACUGCUGUGGAAGAAGUGACGGUUUUUGAUAAACCAAAGGACGAAGUUGCUUGCCUAGACAGCGAAGAACUGGAGCUUUUGAAACUCUCGGCUAUGUCCAGAUCAGAAGCCUUGGAACCAGUUAUGGAACCAUCACACCAUGUUCCUUGUCCAGACAGCGAAGAACAAGAACUUUUGAGGCUGUCAACCAUGUCCAAGAUAGAUGCUCUGGAACCAAUAGUGUUUGAAACUACUCAAGAAGAAGUGAUAGUUUGUGAAACAACAUUGGAUAAUGUGUCUUGUCCGGACAAUGAAGAACAGGAGCUUUUGAAGCUUUCGGUUAUGUCGAAGGCAGCAGACUCUGGACCAAUAUCAUCUAGUUCUGUAGAAGUGUUGACAGUACGUGAUACGCAGUUGGCCGACGUUCCUUGUUCAGGGCAAGAAAAUCAAGAACCGUUUAACAAACUUGCAUUUGAAAAGAAUACCCAAGAACAGGAAGCUAUUGCUGCUGUUACUACCGUUGAAGUCGUCGAACAAAUAGAAUCAUCAAUGCAGUCUGAGAAUGUACAACAGUUUGUGAUAGAGUUGUCCGUGGCAGAAACUAAAGAAUCUGUUCUGCAUGAAGAUAUAGGUGAUGAAUCUAUCAGCAGUGUGGAUCUGUCAAAAUCAAGUGCAUUUGAUUCAAGUAUGGCUUCGGUCAUUAGCAAACCAGAAAUUUCCUUCAUUAACUUACCGCUAGAGAAGAAUGUAGCAGCAGAAGACAUUGAGCUGAUGGUUUCCAGCAUUGAGUCUAACGAAGGAGUAAUUAAAACAGCCAUUUCGCCAGAUCAAAAUGCAGGAGAGAUUGUAGUAGAAGGAAAAUUGCUAGUUCAAGUAAAUAUUCCCCACAAGAGCACUGAAAAACAGCACACAACAGACCGAAAAGAAAAACGUAAGAAAGAGAAAAAGCAAGCGAAAAAGUCCAAACAGUUAACGCACGAUGCAGGAGCUUCGAAGGAAAGUGCUGUGGCAAAUGUUACAGAUUCGGCCAAUGAAAAGCCCAAGACUGAAACAGAACCACCAGUUCCAAAUGUUUGGGAACAAAUGAAGGGCAAGAAGACGUAUGCCGAGGUAGUAGCGGGUAAGGAGGCAGAACGUAGAAGACUUUUGGAAUUGCAAAAGAUGAAAUCUCAGUCUUCUAAUGUGCCAAUGGCAGAGGAAACGAAAUCUCUACCGCAGGGUGUAAGUGCUACAGACAAGGUAAUGUCUCGUAACGAGAGCUUCGUUGAAGUUGAGCUCAGUAACGAAACAGACCUUCAGUCUUUUAUCGAUAGCAACAAGAGCUACGAAAGCAUGGCAAAACCAAGCACAUCCUGGGCAGAUAUUAUCGACGAUGAUGUCGUAGAUAACAGCAUUGUUGGCACUGUGCUGAUUAAUCCACCAGAGGAAUCAAUAGGCAAAAUUGAACCCACGGAGGUGGUCGAUACAUCAGAUCAACAUGUGCCGGAAAAGCAAGCAGUAGAGCAGGGUAAUCAGGAAGUUUCUGUUAAACGUGAAACGAAGCAAAAGAAAAAGCAAAAGAAACGGGUUAUAGGCCAAGUUGUCAGUCCAGCGGAAGAUAUAUCACAGUCUUCAGAGCUGCAUGAAACGGAAAUAGACACAACCACGUCUACGACGGAAACAUCAAUCUGGCAAACUGGUCCGCUUUACGCUGAUGUUGUGGCCCAAAACUUGCAACGCGAAACAGAAGCGAUAACUCUUUCGUCUUCAGUUGAAACUGAUAGUCAAUUGGACGUAAGUGAAGCUCCCCAAGCAGUUGUAGCUGAAGCUGUAUAUACAGUUUCAGAUAGUGUAUCAGACACAAAAACACCUGAGUUGAUUGUGGCUGAAGAUACUGUUCAAAGUACUAACCGGACUCAAAAGGAAGGCAAGGCAGCGAAGAAAAAGAAUAAACACAUUAAGUUCCAGCAGGUCACUUUGCAAGUGGAGAAUUUACCUGCUGAGACAGAAACAGAUACCGCUAUGUCCUCAGUUGAUGUGCAGCCUGCUGAAGUUUCUUUCACACUUCCAACUGCGCCAGAGGACACAAUUCAAGAACAACCAUGUACAUCAGGUGCAGGUUCUGUGGGUGUCAGUGGUAUUACUAAGCGUGUUUUGAAAAUGGUUCAAACAGCAAAAUCUGCAGAAAAUAAACCAGAAGAAAAAGAACACGGUGAGUCGGUUGUCGAUACAACUAUCGAAAUGACUGCCACAGAUGGUACCGAAUCAGAUUCGUUGAGGUCGCCUUCAAAGGAGGAUGUAAAACCGCAAGACGAUGAUACUUCGAGAGUUAAAAAAUCGAAGAAAAAACAGAAGAAACAGCCCUUGAAACAUGGAUCUAGCGAUGAGUCGGCUGAUAUGCAAACUGCCAGUAAUUCUUCUGAAAAACCUACCGUAACGGUGCCACUGUCUGAGUCUCGCAAAGAAAUAGCUCAUCUCCAUGAGCAUGUGCAUGAGAAUGUGGAACGUGUCGAACCUAAUGUGGAUGACCCAACGUCAUCCAGUGUAGAUCACGAGAAACAUGUGAAGUUCUCUGUAGAAGUCGAAAUUCUCAAGGAGGUUCCUUUGUCAGAAUCACCUAAAGAAAUUGAACAUCUUCUAGAGCAUCACGCACACAGGCCGAUGGUGGAAGAGGAAAUACCUCCUGCAGAGCAUUUGGAUGAUGAUCAUAAGCAUGUGAAGUUUGUAGAGGAGAUAUCGGUAUUACCAUCAGUGCCACUUUCCGAAUCUGUUAAGGAAUUAGAGCAAUUGAACAGUACCACAGAGACCGUCGGAAAUGAGUUAGAACGGCAGGAAGAAACAAGUGAUAAUGCAACAGAAGAAGACAAUAGUGAGAAGAGAGUAAAGUUUGACCAUCAGGUGGAAAUUCUACCCACAGUACCGUUCUCAGAAUCAAGCAAGGAAAUAGAGAGCAAGGAAAUAGAAACCGAGAAGGAAGCAUGCAUCGUAAAGGAUGACGAACAUAUCCCAUCGGAACUAGAGAGUACUACUGUCCGUGAAACAAACUCGAUGAAAAUUGAAGUAGUUGAGUUGGUCGGUAGUCCAAACCCGGCGAACUCGGAAGAUGAUAAACGAGUGAAGUUUGAUCCUAUGGUAGAAGUGUUACACAAUGUACCAUUCUCAGAAUCGGUUAAGGAAACGUCCGGUCUUGGAGUUGAAAAGCAGGAACAAGCUCAGCAGGUGGAAGAUCUGGCUAUGGUAGAGAGUCCUGGUGGCCCACCGCAACCAGAACGACGCGUUUCCUUCUCUAAUACUGUGGUCAAGAUAGAGCUGGAACAUGAAGAUGACGAUGAUGGAUUCGAAGUGAUAGACAUGGCGGAAGUUGAAGAAGUGGUGGACGUUUGUUCGGAGUCUUUGGAACCUCGGGAAGAAAUAGUACCCCAAGAUCAGACACAAGAGAACACUUCGGAUACGGUGUCUGCUGUACCAAAGACGGUUGAAAAGAAUGCUUCUAAGAAGCAAAAGAAAUCCAAGAAAAAGUCCAAUGCAAAGCACGCUGGUGUCAAAUCCGCUUCGCAGGAUGAUUCUGAACCGGAGAGUACUCUUUUCACGUCCGACGUGGAUGUAGCCGCUCAGACUCCUCGGCCGGGUCUUCUGUACGCAGAUGUAGUCGCUCAAAAGCCGGAAAAAGACGCACAUAGUACCCUGACAGCUCAAAUCACAGAUUAUGAUACCGAAACGGUCGUUCGGGAAGAUUAUUUAGUAGUGCAGGAAAUUUCUGUCACGGAGGUGUCUACUUCUCGUGAAACAGACAUUGUUCAAACCGUGCAAGCGGAACUGACACUUCCACAGGAGCCAAGCGCUUACGAGCCUGCGGAGAUUGUGGAUGUUCACGUCGAAGAAAACAUUGUUUUGCCCAAAGCGCAAGAACUGUUUGAUAAUGAAGCCUUGGUGAGCCAGAUGUCCAAUAAGGACGGUACGAUAGAUGAUGUAGGAAACAGCGAUUUGCAGUUUGUUUUGCCACCUAUCAAGACGAAUGACGAUUCGGCAGUUGAAAACGCUCAGCUGCGUAGCGUACCUUUGGAAAAGAUUGUGACGGUUGACAGUGAUACAACAGAACAGCCUACAAAUAACGCUGAUGGACCAAUGUCCAUGCAAGGGCUCUACUGCAUUUGGCAGGAUAGAUCUUGGCUUGAUCGAUCGUUGUACCGGCAAGCCGAGGAGCGAUAUGCGAUGACAAAUAUCAAUAAUGCCGUGUGCGAAGAACUACAGCAUGUCGCGGAACACGAAGUUCCUAGCAGUGUCACCAUUGCUAGUGACGUCAACACACCACCAACAGCAACAGUAACAGCUGCCCCUGCAGCCACUAACAAUGUACUAACACCAACGCCUCACACCCCUUGCGAAGAGUUAUCCUUGCAGCAAACUGCGCCCAUUUUGAGCGAUGUAUCCUUGGUCCCAUCCAUCCCCGUCCGACCAGCAUCCGACUCCACGUGCAAUCUUCCCAUCCCAGUCCGUCCCCAUUCUCCUUCAUCCUUCGAUCCUUCACUAGGUUCAACGGACAGCGUAGAAUUAAGUAAACAAAAUGUGGCUGAAUGCACAGACAGUAAACAGGCACUAGCGCAAAGUGUUGAAAGUAUUCUGGACUCGCUGAUCAGUGCGGAACUAGAGAUGAACAAUUUACCGUACGACAACGUGAACGAUCUCAUCAAGGGUCUUCAGGUCCUCAUAACGAACUUAGCUGAGUACAAGCAACAGAAUUACGCCAUCGCAAGAUCCCUACCGGCGAACGCAGACAGCCAUGUACGGGCAGCGGUUGAACAAAUCGACCAACGAAUCGACUUAUUACGGCAACGAGCGGAAAAUGGCCUCGAAAAGAUUCAGCAAACUUUAAAACAACGAGAGCAUAGGAAGACGGAAAUUCGGAACUACCUAGAAUUAUUAGAGGGAAUCGAAAGAUGGCUAUCCGGCACCAGCAUACAUCUAAUGGAGAUGACCGAAUGCAGUACGGUGGAAGAAAUGCAACGUCGAAAGGAUGAGGAAAGUGCGGUUCUAAAAGAUUUGCGCGAAAAGGAACAAUUUUUGAAGGAGGUGUUGGAUAAGACAGCAUCAUAUCUUGUGUACAAAGAUGUAACCGAUCGUACGGCUGCGCUGAGAGAGAACUUGACCGUGUUGAUACGCAUCCUGCGCGAAAAAGCGUUGAUUCUGGAGAAUAAUAUUCAACGGAUUACUGAUCAUUUGCAUCCCGUGGAGGCAACGAUUCUGCCACAAACGGUGGACAUCGAAAGUCAAACAAGUCCACUGACAUCAAUCGAACCAGUGCCUGUAUCGGCUGACGUAGUACAAGGUGAAGUGCAACUGCCUGUUAGUGUGGUCACUCAAGAAUCUUCUGUCCAGACGCAAUCCGCAGCGGAACAACAUACUACCGACAACAUAUUGAUUAUCCAAUCGGUGGUUAAUGGACGUGAAACAGUACAGAUCUCCAACGUGCCGCGCUCGAUCGGCUUAGCGGAUCAGCAGCUGGAGGAAUCGGUUGUCGUUGAGGCAAGAUAUACACAGCCGACAGAAGGAAGUGAGUUUGAUAGAUCGUCGGAGUUGUUGGUGAAGAAUAUUCCGACUCAGUUCGAGACUACUUUUACCGAACCAGACGAUACAACCACGGAGAUUGUAGUGAAUCGGGACGGAUCGAAGAGAAUAACUUUGCGAAAGGUAGUCCAGCCAGCUCAAUCCAUCGAAUCAACUGCACCCGGAAAGGCAUCGAUUGUUACAUCGGUAGACUUGGCUACGCAGCAGCCGGAAACGCGCGCAAUAACGGGUGACGAGAGUGUUGUGGUGGACGUUGAAGGAGUUGACGUUGUGCUGGAAGAAAGUAGUAAACAGGAACGGGAUGAAGCGAUAGAAGCUGGUGAGCUACCAGUGUUGCCCAGCGAGUCACCGAUACAGGAAGCAGCCCAGACAGUGGUUGCAGAAGUACUGGAAGAGUUGGAACAGAAGAUGCAAACGACUGAGCAGGCUGCCGAACAGCAGCCGGAAGAACCGCCACAGGUAUUCGAUUCACAUGCUCAAAUCGCACCAGUAGAGUUGAUUGCUUCUAUCGUUGAGUCACAAACUAGUACUAGUACACUAUUAGGCGCUGAUGCUGAAGUUGUUGCUGCUCCUACCGAUGCUGUUGCAAUCGAUUCCUUAAGCCUUAACGAACCACUUACAGCCGGCGGAGAAUUAAACGUACCGGAGCAAAAACCGGUAGAGUCGAUAGAAGACAUCUGGCCACCGUCGGAACAUGUGUGUAAUGUUACAGGUCCCGAGCGUUCGUUACCACUUUCACCAGUACAUACGCAAGCGAGGGAAGUUGUUGCAGACCCCGUAAUGAGCGAAGAAAGCCAAGAGGCACAACAGAUAUGGCCGACAAGUCCGGAACGUGGUUCCGACUAUAUCCAAAUAGAGCCGAAUGUUUUGAAGUCUGACGUGGACGAUGCAGAAGUAGAGAAACUAGUCCCUAUAGUAAUGGAAGAUCAAGCAUUGGAAUAUGUCGCAGUUGAUCGUGAGCAAGAGAUAGAAGUACCUAUACUGAUGGAAAGGCAAAUUAGUGUUUCGAGUGUACCGCUUACGAGUGACGUGCCGGAGGAAACUAUUCAACCACACGAGGAUAUUGCAGCCCCAAUGCCCGACACUCCUGCUUUGAGAAGCGAACCCACGUUGGAAGUGAUUGAAUCAAGCACCUUGCGUUCUGAACCGCUUGUAGAAACAACGAUUACGCGGACCACCGAUACAAUUGAAGACGCUGAUAGUUGCACAACAAUAGUGGAAACAGUUUUGAUCACUAAAACUACAACCACAGAGGAAAUAAUUGAGAUCCCGGUUGAAGUAGAAUGCGUCGAGUCUGUUGCGGAUGAUGAGCAGGAAGAAAAGGUAAUGAUCGAAAAGGUGACGCAUGUGACUACGAUUGUAGAGCGAGUUCUUGUAGAAGAUGACACUGAAGAAGCUACAGGAGGUCCUAUGAUUGAGGAAAUUGUUAGUGAACCGACUGCUGACACAAUGUUGGUGAAACAAGAACCGGUGCUUACUACUCCCAUCGAUGAUGAAAAGAAUCUACAGGUUCAAGUGGCAUCGAUUGGUGAAUCACAGUCCUCUUCUCUGAAGGUGUCCAUGACCGUUGAUCCAACCGAAACAAAGAAAAUAAGUGUCAGUUUGAUCGAGGUGAAAUCGACAGAAAUGACACCUAUCGAUGAUAACAAACAAACGGAACAUGUCGAAUUUGAAGAAAUUUCUGGAUUAAAAGCAGUUGAGGUUGAUCCAGGUUAUGAAGCUGAUAAAACUGCAACCGCCGCCGAGGGCGAACCGGAAGAUGACGAUAAGGGCAAGAAGAAGCGCAAAAAGAAGAAGAAGGGUAAGCUCGAAAACGAGAAGGCUAGCAAUACUGACCAAAUGCCGGUAGCUGAACCAAAUGCAGCUAAGUCGUUGCACACUGACGGUCGUUUGUCUGAGGCCCAAGAAUCGGAACAACGGUUUGACUCGUACCAAAGCUUUACAGAGGAAGAUCAACCUCAGACCAGUACGGUGAACGUUAUGGAAGAAGCCGUCGAGCCGGAGAUUGUUGAAGUUCCGAUCAACAUUCAGGAGAAAAUCGUGGUACCCACCGAGGUGAUUGAGGCGAUUUAUACGGAAGACGUACAGCAGCAAACAACGCCAACUGAGCUUACGUCUGGACAGGAGGUUCGCGAUCCAGCUGAUGUGGAGAUAGAAAAGAUCACCUCAGAACGAUUGAUGGUACCGAUCGAUUGGGAGCAACGAUCCAUGCAGACAUCACCUGAACCAGAAAUUCAGCGCACUUCUCAACAAACUUCUCCUUUGAUGGUCGAACAGCAAGAAUCGGUAACCGAGCAAGAGACAAAAGAAAUACAAACCACAGUUGUAGAAGCAAUGGAGAUAGAAACACAAACGCUUCAACCUUUGGCGCUGGUUCAACAGGAAGCACAAACGGACGCACCGGAAGAAUCGGUAGUUGCUGUACGUGAGGUCGACACGGUCGAUACAGCAAACCAAACUGUGCCUAUCGAAACGAAGGAAACUCAACAGCAAGCCGAAAAUACCGAAGAGAUUGUUGGACCGAUACUGGGACAGAUUGUAAAGGAAGUGAUUGAUCCAGCAACGUUGUUCAAACGACAAUCGGCACAAACUAGCCCUGUACAUUUUGCUGAACAAACUGCAUUGGAACCGAGCGUAGCCGUUGAGAAGACAGAUGAUAGCGCACAAACAAACUUCCCCGAUGUGCAAGAUGCUAAUGUUGAGACAGACACAGUGCUUGUCGAAGAUCGCGGGAUCUCUCCGCAUGCAGAAUUAUCUGCGGUGGAAGAAGAGACUCCGUGCGUUACACAGCCUGUGUUAACGACUGAAUCUGCUAUGCAAACGAGUCCCAUGCACGAUGUGGUGCCGGUAGAGUCGGAGGUGUCACCAAAAUACGAAAUACAGGAUGAAAUUCUCAUUCAAACCGUUGCUCAAAACGUACCGACGGUCGAGAGCGUAGAUAUGCAAACAGUACAAAUCCCAACUACCGAAUCUGACGCCCAAACUACCCCAGUAGCAGUGGCUGAGAUUACCGAAACGGUUACAAUUAGCACGCAAACGAAACCGGAGCAAUCACAUCUGAAACCGGAUGGGGAAGCGAAGCAUACUUCCGACGAUAAGGAAAGCACCAAACGUUCGAAGUCGAAAAAAUCUAAGAAAUCGAAGGAAAAAUCAAUCCCGAUAGAAGUUGAAGUGAGUACGCAGAUGAUGGUGCCCAGCUUGAGUGCCGGUGGUGUACCGAUGCCAGGCUCUGGUGGGAACGAAACGGUGACCGUAACAAAGACGAUCAUUACUGAUGGUAAAGGACCAGAUGGACAGGGAGAUGUCAGCUUAAACAUACAGGUCGACAUUGAUCCAUCGUUCGGUACGGUUGAGGAACGAACAACAACAUCCUCCUACCACGAGAAGCAACCCUUGACAACGGUCAGUUGUCCCAUCAAUGAAUCGCUAGACCGUUUGCAAAGUCAAAAUUUGCAGUUGAGCUUAUCAGAUUGUUUCUCUAUCAUGAAGUCGCAACAAAACUAUGCCGAAAACCGAGUAAUACCGUGGAACGAUAUUAAUCAAAUGUUCGACCACAUGAAACUCCCGUCACUAGCUCCAGCUGCGGACGACGGUAUGCAACAGGAAAAUGAUUAUCCGAUUUUGAGAACAUCGAAUCUACAUGAUGAAGAUGACGAAACUAGCUCGACAAACGACGAUCUGGACCAGAUGCUACAAUUGUUACAAACGAAUGACAACGAUCCGAUCGCACAGCAGCAUGUACUGUUUGAUGUGGUGGAAAAUGUAGUCAAAUCGUUGGAAGAUCUCGAUGCAGGAAUGACUGUUGCGCAAGCGAACACGACAGAUGGAGGGUCAGCAUUGCACCGUGCGAAGCAGCUCCGGGUGUAUAAAAUUCGGUUGAUACGCAUCGAAGAACAUAUAGUAAAAAUCAUAACAUAUGUGCAACGCUCCAAGACCGGUCUCAAUAAAGAGGUGGAUGAAUGCCUCAAUAAUUUGCUGCGGCAGGUGAAAGCCCUCGAGCAAACGGUCGCCAAUGGGGAAUCCAAGAUCGAUAUGAAUACGGCAAAGUCGCGUAUUGUUGGUGAACAAAUACGUAGAGCGGGCGAGACGGUGGAAAUGGUGGAAAGUUCCUAUAAUGACCUCGUGGCGAACGAUACCAUUGCCAUUAGCAGCAAACUUGGCCUUAUUCACAAUUUACAAGAGCACUGUAAUGCGGUGAUGACGUCAUUGAAGACGUUUGACAAUCCCGAGAUAAAGUUGGACGACAGUACAGCUGGUGAGCUGGAUAAAGCUAUUCAUGCGUUACGCCGGCUGGAAAAUGGACUUGUGUUGGAACGAAACAAGCUCGUCCAGCUGUGUAGUCUAGCCGAUGAGUACGAGCAGACGUUGCUCGAGUUCCAGGAGAUAACAGCUACGGCAGAAGUGUUCAUUGAAAAUGAAAUCGUUACCAAUUCGCUCGAAGAGCUGCAAGAGGAAAUGCAACGCUAUCGCAAGUUUUUCGUCAAUUUGAACCACUGUAAGGCGAUACUGGAAUCGCUAGAAACCAACCUCGAUCCAUUAACCCGCCAGAAGUAUGCCGAGCUACAUUCUUCCCUCUACAACCGGACGAAGGUAAUAUUGGAGCGGGCCGUCGAUCGGGCAGGGAAGCUUGCCUUGGCGGCAUCUCGCUGGACCGUGCUGGAGAAGGAGAUGGUGGACGAAAAGCAAUGGCUUCAGGUGGCUCAACAACGCGUGCCAGACUUGAGUAACGUUUCGUCGCAGGACUUUGAGCGGUAUAUCACGAUGUACGAAUCGCUGGAACAGGACAUUGCUAAUCACUUGACAAAGAUGCGAUCGCAUCACGAGAUGGCCCGGCACAUGCACGAGCUGAUCUCAGCACCGACUGUCGAGAGGGAAAGUAACGAAGCGUUGCUUGUGGCAAUGCAGCUACAGGAGGAGGUAUCACUGUAUCUGAACCUGGUGACCAAGUUUAAGGCGCAAUGGAAUCGAUACAAUACUCACGCGGAUCGAUUGGUUGACUGGCUGGACGUAUGCCAGGGCAAGUUAGCUAACAUCACGAUCGAAAAGAACCUCUCCGAAACUCCAGUCGAUGAUAUGCGAACGUUUUGGGAAAUUAAGGCCCAGUACGAGGUGCUCAAUAACAAGGUGUACAAAACCGCCUGCGACACGUUCGGUCAGGCACUGCGUACCAUUUCCGUAACGGAUGAGCAAUUGCAGCGUCAACUGCACGGUCAGCUGCUAGACGACUGGAACGCAGUGUCGAACCGGAUCGAUGACAUACAGCGCCACAUUGCGGAAUCGAUGAAAACCAAAGGUACGCCACCGGGCGAUAAACUGGCGUUCAUCGAGCAGGAACUGCAGGAGAUUGCCCGCGAGUUCGAUAGCAGCAAAGCGGUACUGAAAAGCCAGGAAGAUCUGUACGCUUACAUCGAACGGAUACAGACGCUCAAGACUCGCAUCCAACUGAUCGACACCGAGCUGGUAGGCCAGUUUGCACUAGAUCUCGACUGCAACACUGAGAAGGCGGGUGCCGUUUUCAAAACAUCGCGCCAUCUAUCGCAACAGAUAUCGGAAGAGCUGGAUGCGGCCGAGCUAUUCUACCACCGGCUGGAAGAUAUUGAGCUUGGUAUAAAAGCACAAGAAGAACGACUCACGGGUAUUGCUCGUGUGCUGGACGAAUGUAGUGGCAGCGUCAACGGUAAACGAUCGGUCAUCGAGAAAGCGCUGGCAGAUUGUAAAACCAGCCAGGAUGCGCUCGGACCCUGCUGGAGUGAGUUGAUGCGCCUUCGGCAGAUGCUUCACACGCUGCCGAUGAACCUCAAGGUUUCGGUAUCGCCGUUACAAACGGAGCGGGAUUUAUCCACGCUGCAAAACGUACACAGCGAUCUUGAGCACCGGUCGGACGAAGUGAUGACGUUGUUGCGGAACCGUUUGGCACUGUGGAACAAGUUCCAUAAGCAACUCGACAUGAUUCAGGAGCACGUACAGGAAACGGAGUUUAUGAUGGAACUGUUGCAGCUGCAGGAAAGUGCUGACUAUAACCGACUGUUGAAAGCAACGGAACGUUUAGAUACACUCCUCGCGGAUAUCGAAAGCAGGAAAGGCAUGAUUGAAGAUCUAGAAACCUUGGCACAACCGCUGGUAGAAUCGUCCGAUGAAAGUGUUUCAGCGGAGAUCCAAGAAACAGUCCAACAGAUAAGCGUUGUGUGGGAAAGUACGCGGGAAAAUUUGCGCGAGUUGUGUGAACGGUACGAGAAGGCAGUGAAGCUUUGGCAACACUAUCACGACGUGUGCGAAACCGUGAAGGACUGGGUGAACCACGAAUAUACGGACUACGAUGAGUUGCAACGUUUGGAAGAUCUGCCGCAAGUGGAAGUAUACCAGCAGGCGCUACUCGACCAGCGUCAGGAGGUGGAGAAGCUCCGUAAGCUAAUCGGUGAUAUAAAUGAGCAAGUUGGAUUCAACGUGGGUGAUACGCUGUUGGCGGAGAUUGACGAAUGUAGCAAGAAACUGGAGGACAUUGAGCGAAAUGUGGUGGAGCAGCGAAAUAGGGUGCGUGAGCGGGAGGUAGCACGUGUGGAUAAAGCCAACGUUGUGCAAACUUCUCGCGGUUUGUUGGAUCGCAUUCAAGAGAGCCUCCAGCAGGCGGGACAAUCGCAGCGUACAGCCGAUGAAAAUCUUUGCAACAAAAUUGUCGAUCUUCGUUCGUACAUGCUAAGCUUGUGCGUUACAAUAGCGCGCCUGAAAGACAUUCAACGCGAUAGGGACCAAGCGGACGAUAACGGAAAUCUGCAUAACAUCCAUUCAGUAUCGCAAAACCUGCUUCAGGAUACAUUCCAGCAAUAUCAAGAGCUUGUGCAGCAGCUGGUUACCCGGUCGGAAGAUGAUGAACGAUUGCUUGACUUCUGGCAAGAAUAUCUGCAAUUUGUCAUGGCAUUCUUGUCUGAGCCCAUCCCCAGUGAUUACGGUCAGCUGAAAGCGCACCGUGAGCAGUGUUUGCUGAUCAAGAUGCUUUUGAUUAGUUUACGCAAAGUUCUGCUGCAAAAGAGCAAGAUCGAUGUGCGGCUGGUGGAGCGAUUCAACGCGCUAAGUGAACAACAUUCCGAUCGCAUUGAUCGGUACUUGGAGCGCAUCACGGAAAUCGAUAAUCGGCUCUGGCACUGGGAAAAGUUCCGAUCGCUCGGCGUUAACCUGUACGCAGCGUUGGGUGAUAUCGAGCGCGAAAAGUUUACACUCCAGCUGGAGUACAUCAAUUUGCCAGAGCUACCGAAGUUGAUUGCAAGGGUAAAUAGAUUGUUGGAACAGUUCCCCCGGCUGGAGGGAGAUUUGAGCGCGAUGAAUCAGGAGCUGGCACACUUGACACUGUAUACCAAGGACGAGUGUACAUUGGUUGGAAUGCGAAGCGAACACGGAAAGAUUACCGAGAAGGUUGUCAAGCUGCAGGACAAUGUGGAAACGUGGAAGAACUUCCUGUUUAGUAUUGAUGAGACGCAUGGCAGAUUUACGAAGCAGUCGCAGGAGGUGGAAGCUCAUUUGAAUGAACUGGAGGAAUAUCUGAACCAGCUAGAUGCAGAUCAGCGCAACACCUCUGAUCUGGGCGUGGAGCAUCGAUUUAGCGGUGUACAGGCGAGACUCAACCUGAUCAAAAACCAUCACGUACGGUUAGACACGGUGCGGUCGAAUCUGGAAGAGAUGGGCCAACUCCAUGAAGAACUGAAAGCAUGCAUCAGCAUGUUUGAUGUACAGCGGCUCCACAAGCGUAUCUGGACACUGUGGCAAAUCUUCGGCAAACUCGAGCAGCGCGUCGUACUGCUGGUGAAACUGACCGAGGCGCGUUCGCGCAAGAAGAAGCUGUUCCUGGAACAUUACCAAUUGCUAAUGGAGUGGAUGCGAGUGUACGAAUGGAAAGUGCGCGAUCCCGCCAAAUACGAAUCGUGCACCGAUGAUCAAGCUUUCAUUCAGAGUAUGGAAGACACAAUGCGACAAGAGCUGGGUCUUAAACAGUGGGAGAAAGAUUGGUUGAUGGCCGUAGGCAGAGAUCUUCUACAGCAUUGCUCAACAUCGGAGGAGUAUGAAGAAAUUACGAAACAUCUUGAUGCACUUGAAAAGGAUUGGAGUUAUCUGUGCAGCAUGUGUGAGAGUCGUACCGAGACGUCCUCGACAGUACAAAUGAGAAUGCGUUCGCUUGAAGCACGCAUUGCCGAGAUCCAAGCAUGGAUGAAGACGAUUGAGCGCGAACUGGGAAUGCCCUUUGUGGUGGACAGUUUGGACCAGUCGACUCUAGAUCGAUUGCUGGACGAUUACGAAAAGCUGCAGCGAUCGAUUGAAAGUAACAGUGGUAACGUGGCGGAGGUACUUAAUCUGUGCGAAAUAGUUGCGAUUGACGUGCAGUCUUAUAGUGUCAACAUCAACAUUCGAAGUAUUCAGAGCGAUGCGAAUGAUCUGGAUAUACGGUGGAAAAGAAUGUGCCGCGUAUCCGGUAGUCGCAAGCGAGAUCUCAUGGAUUUGUGGAAUACGUUGUUGAGCUUGCAGAAUGGUCUGCAGUUUCAGCAAUGGGUUUACCAACAGCAUGAGGCCAAUCGGCGAUUGGAGCAAUCGAUGACUACCUUCGACGGGGAUCAGAUGGCUGAAGAGCUAGAAAGCAUAGCUAUACGCACGAAAGAGCUUGAAACGAGAGAGGAGUGUCGGGUAUGUUUGCGUAAGCAGUACAUAUCGCUGGUACAGAACGAUCUAGUUUCGGGUGAAGGUAUGCGCUUCGUCACUACACCAGUGCACCAAAUGUUGCUUGUCUGGGACCGACUGCUGCCGGAUCUAUGCGAACUACGUAACGAUCUAGAGCGGUGCAGAUCAGAUGUGGGCAAGUUUGUAGUGAAGUAUGAGCAAAUCAUUCUCGCUCUGACGCAGAUCGAUGUACAGGUGACACAGAUCGAACAUCUACCAUCGGAAUCACCUGCCGAAGAUCCUGUUUCUCCGGAGACUCACAUACAACGACUUCGGGAUUUGCAUAGCGAACUUUUGCUCGUUGUAGAUUUGUUCGAAAAGGAGGAUUCACUGGGUGCGAAUCUCAUUGAGCAGCAUUCAGCAAACCAAACGCUGAAGGUGGACAUUCGACAGAAAAUGGCCGAGUAUCAUCAGCUGGGCAAUGGUUUGAAGGAACGACUUGAUGCGCUGUUAGCCCGCGCUACAAAAGCGUUCGAAAUUGCCCACGAAAAGGACGUAGCCGUCCAGGUGAACACAUUGCGCCUGGAACGAAGUGAAUCCAUCACCGCAAAGGACGCGUAUCGCUAUCAACUCGAGACGGCACUUGCAGAAGCCGUCACUAAUUUGGGCAAGUUGGAGGAGGCAAUCGCGGCCAUCAAUGCAAACAACUUUGUCGGUACGACACAGAACGUAUCAAAAGCAUCGGCAGCCUGUGAAUCGUCCGUCGAGCUGAUUAAGCAUCUGAACACGCUGCUAAUCUCGGAAUGUCACGCCACGACGGAGGAAGCAUUUAGUGUGCGUGUGAAAGAGGAAACGGAACGAUACCAGCGUUUCUUGGCAGAAUGGAAACAGAAGCAAGAACAGCUGGAGGAAUCAAGGAUCAUUCCUAAUGCUUACAAUUUUAACUGCGUACACAAUGCAGAUUAUCUGACAUGUCCAUUGUGUACGAACCGGAACUGGCAGCAGAUUGAUAACGAUCUUUGGCGGUUGGAGCAAUGGUUAGCAAUGGCGGAAUCGACACAGCGGAACCAGCUGUCAAGUCCCCCCUCGGAUAUCGAUGCACUGGAAGACACGAUACAAGACCAUCGCGAAUUUCUGCUUGACCUCGACAGCCACAAGAGCAUUAUCAAGUCGCUGAACAUUGUAGGAGAACAUCUAGCGACCCACACCCGGGACACCUCUCGGGCAGCAAAGUUACGUGAACGAUUGCAGAAAAACAACCGACGUUGGGACACCGUUUGUACUGGUGCCUCCCGUUGGCAAUCGGCACUGAACAGUGCACUGAUGGAGAACCGUGAGUUCCAUCGCACCAUCGCCGAGCUGAGCGGAUGGUUAGAGCAAACGGAAAACAAGAUCAAAUCAUCGGAACCGAUCGAUUUGACGAGCGAUCAACGGUUGGUGGAAAAGAAGUACCGUAUGUUCCGGGAACUCCGUGCGGACUUAAUGCGCUGUGAGCCACGUGUGGUUAGUUUACAGGAAACUACGUCGCAACUGACGAAGUACGUGGACGCUAACAAGUCGGAGAAGUUUGAUGAGGUGUAUGCGAAAUUAACUGAUCUGCGAUUGCGCUUCCACUCGAUACGGCGCCUGGUGGAGAUGUACAUCAUCAAGAUAGGUGCGUCCUUGGGAUAUGAUAGUAGCACCAGUCUGGCAGAUGUUCCUUCCACCUCCUCGACGACGUCACUUUCGACCGUUGAUCGACAACAGGCAAGACGCCGGCAAGCAUCAGAUCAGCAGGAGAGCCACCAACGAGAUGGUAGCGGAUCCCGAAACCAUCCAUCACAAGCGACGGCACAUGAUUCCAGUACAAAUACUGGUACGGGUAUUACAGAGGCCGACGACGAUGUCAUCAACACCACGAUACUCACCCGAAGCUAUCGUUUCUUGGGUCGUGUCAUACGUGCCUCGUUGCCAAUCCAGGCGAUGCUGUUAUUGCUGCUCGGUGUGGUCACGCUCAUGCCCCACGGUGAGGAGUACUCAUGUACGCUGGCCAACAACUUUGCCCGCAGCCUGGAACCGAUGCUACGCUACCCGAACGGACCACCACCGAUCUAGCGACGGUCCAUCCGAC